GGCCCUCCUGAGCAGUUUGAGCAUUCCCAACCUCGCCUCGGGUGGAGGGAUUGCGAGGAGGGAAAGCAAAACUACACGGCCUCUAUUCUGUGUAGUUUUGUUUUUUUUCGGGGGAUAUUUUGAGGCUCGACCGUUCUCAUCUUGGAUUUUUCUGGAAAAACCUUUCUGGAUAAGGAGACUGUUGCUCGUUGCUCUGCCGGGCUCCGUCCCAUCAUUUCAGGCACUCUUGUGAUACAAGGUGCCGAUCAUCAUGUCAACUCAAGCGCCGACGUUCACGCAGCCGCUACAGAGCGUCGUGGCACUGGAGGGUAGUGCCGCCACGUUCGAGGCUCAAGUUAGUGGUUCUCCAGUUCCUGAGGUGAGCUGGUUCCGUGAUGGCCAGGUACUUUCUGCUGCCGCUCUGCCCGGCGUUCAGAUCUCGUUCAGCGAUGGCCGCGCUGUUCUGAGGAUUCCUGCUGUGACCGCCGCGCACAGCGGACGAUUUUCUGUCAGAGCCACCAACGGUGCUGGACAAGCCACAAGCACAGCCGAACUAUUAGUUACAGCGGAGACGGUGCCUCCGAGCUUCAUUCAGAGACUACAGAGCUCCACGGUGAGACAGGGCAGCCAGGUGAGGCUGGAUGUUCGCGUCACCGGGAUCCCCGCACCUGUGGUAAAGUUCUACAGAGAAGGGGCCGAGAUCCAGAGCUCCACCGACUUCAGGAUCAUCCAGGACGGAGACCUGCACAGCUUGCUGAUUGCUGAAGCCUUCCCAGAGGAUUCUGGGACGUAUUCAGUGACAGCCACCAACAGCAGCGGACGGGCCACCUCCACAGCCGAACUGCUGGUUCAGGGCGAAGAAGCCGUUCCAGCAAAGAAAACAAAGACCUUGAUUUCAACCGCCCAGAUUUCAGAGACCCGACACACCAGAGUAGAAAAGAAGAUGGAGGCCAGUUUCCAGGCUUCCGCCAUGAUGGAGAUGCAGAUAGAGGGCGCAGAGCUGGCUCACAAGACUCCACCCAGAGUUCCUCCGAAACCCACAUCCAAGUCACCAACUCAGCCAUCACUGGUGGCCAAGGUGACCGGGGGACGGCAACAGUCACCGUCACCUGUCAGACAUGUGAAGGCACCCACACCCACGCCUGUCAGGGCGGUCCCGCCCCCUAUCACCGCACACAAGCAGGCCGCCGGGGACGUCCUCCCGCCCUGGAAGCAGGGAGACUACGUGGCCGAGGGCAGGACUGUCACUCAGUUGGUCCGGGAGCAGCAGGUCACCAUGGUCAAACAGGCUGAGGGAGGGAAAAGAGCGGGGGCAGUGGCCACCGUGGUGGCUGCCGUCGACCUCGCUCGUGUCCGUCAGCCCGCGCUUGUCGAGGGGGGUCGAGCUGAAGAGGACGAGGCUGUAGAGGCGGACUUAAGACAGCAGGCCGCCACCGUGGCUGCUGAUCAAAGCUAUCAAGCUGCUUUGACAUCAACAAGAAUGCAAAGUGGGCUCAUGCUUUCUACUGCUCAGGAGUUUACACGUGAAGCAGCCGUGCUGCAGCCUCAGAUUCAGGGAGUGACAGAAAUCUGCUCCCGUGUGGACACUGGUCUCACCCCGUCUCCAGUUCCACAAUUCACAGUUUCUAAAGUGUCUGUCCCAAAACUCGAGUCUAGCAGUGAGGUUUCCAUCGCCGGCUCAGCCAUGGCCACUCUGCACAAAGAGUUAUCCUCGUCUUCUACCACUAUUCGAAAGAUCAUCAAGCCUGUCAAGUCUCCCAGUCCAUCUCGCAGAGUAGCAGAGACCAGAGAGAUGCUGGAGACCAUCCCACCACCGUUCAAACACUUCACUGACAAAUAUCAGAGUCGUUCUGAGUUACAGACCGGGGUGGUGUACUCAGGCAGACUGGAGAGAAUGUAUGAGGACUGGGGAGCCCAGGUGGUGGAGGCAGCUGCGGUGCCUUCUGCCGGUGGUGCUGUGGUCCCUCCCACGCUGAUUUCUGGAUUGAAGAACACAAAUGUGAUCGAGGGCGAGUCUGUGACCCUGGAGUGCCAAAUCAGCGGUCAGCCCACCCCCAUCAUUAUGUGGUUCAGAGAGGACUACAAGAUUGAGAGCUCCAUUGAUUUCCAGAUCACCUACGAGAGUGGAUUUGCCAGACUGGUGAUCCGUGAAGCAUUCGCUGAAGACAGCGGCCGCUUCACCUGCACAGCUACCAAUGAGGCGGGAACUGUCAGCACGUCCUGUUACCUGCUUGUCCAGGUGUCUGAAGACAUCGAGAGCAGAGAGGAGAUUGCUGUUGUUACAGAACAUGUUGAAACUGCUCAAUUAAGAGAAACCAGAGAGGAGACCCAGGUGAGCAUGGUGGAGUCAGAGACUGCUGCUGCUGCUCCCUUCUUCAUCAAGAAACCAACCAUCCAGAAGCUAGUGGAGGGUGGAAGUGUUGUGUUUGAAUGUCAGAUUGGGGGAAGCCCCAAACCACACAUCAUCUGGAAGAAGAGUGGUGUCCCACUCACUACCGGAUACAGAUACAAAGUUGCCUACAAGAAGGAGACUGGAGAGUGCCGUUUAGAGAUCUCCAUGACCUUCGCCGAUGACGCUGGAGAAUAUGCCGUGUUUGCCAAGAAUAAGCUUGGAGAAGUCUCUGCCUCCGCCAGUCUGCUGGAGGAAGAGGAAUAUGAAGCCUACAUGAAGAAACAGGAAGCAAUGUUUAAGACUGAAGUGACAUCCAUUGUGCAAGAGCCCAAGGUGGGAGAUAUUCCCCCUGUCACUGUUACAACAAUGGAGAAGAUAACCACCACCAUUAUCUCUGGACAGGAAUUCCAUCUGUCUGUCAUCGAGCAGAGGAUCAUCCAGGAGAUUGAGUUUACCAUUAUGAAAAUCAGCUACAGAGAGAUUGUGACAGAGGACGGAGAGCUGAUGGUGACUGCCACUGAGACUGAGGCAGUACAGCCAGCCUUUGACACUCCAGUGAAAAGUUACAGGAUCAUGGAGGGGAUGAGCGUUACUUUCCACUGCAAGAUGUCUGGAAUGCCGCUCCCCAAGAUUGCUUGGUUCAAAGAUGGCCAGCGUAUUAGGGCUGGAGACCAUUACCAAAUAGAGGUUCUUCAGGAUGGACGGGCCAGCCUUCGCCUGCCUGUAGUGAUACCCGAAGAUGAAGGCGUGUACACCGCAUUUGCCACCAACAUGAAGGGUAAUGCUGUCAGUUCUGGGAAGCUCUAUGUGGAGCCAUGUGAAAUAGUAACACCUCAGCAAUUCACACCACAGCCAGCAGUGCAGAGGAUCAGGUCCACAUCUCCUCGCUCUCUGAGCCGCUCACCUGGCCGUUCUCCCAGUCGUUCACCUGGACGUUCUCCUGCUCGUCGGCUAGAUGAGACUGAUGAGGCUCAGCUAGAAAGACUCUACAAGCCUGUUUUUGUCAUGAAGCCUUCAUCAUAUAAAUGUUCUGAGGGACAAACUGCCAGAUUUGACCUGAAGGUUGUGGGCAGACCAAUGCCUGAGACGUACUGGUUCCACAAUGGACAACAAACAGUUAGUGACCACACCCACAAGAUCGUGGUUAAAGAGGAUGGCACUCAGUCCCUGAUCAUCGUUCCAGCUUUGCCACAAGACUCCGGGGAGUGGACUGUGGUGGCUCAGAACAGAGCUGGACGCACAUCCAUCUCCGUCACUCUCGCUGUUGAUGCCAAGGAAACCCUGGUGCGUCCACAGUUCACUGAGAAACUGAGGAACAUCAGUGUGAAGCAGGGCACUCUGGUUGAACUGGCUGUCAAAGCCAUUGGAAACCCACUGCCUGAUAUCGUCUGGCUGAAGAACAGCGACAUCAUCACCCCACACAAGCACCCAACCAUCAAGAUUGAAGGAACCAGAGGAGAGGCUAAAUUCCAGAUCCCAUCAGCAGCUGGCUCAGACAGCGCCUGGUACACUGCUACAGCCAUCAACAAGGCUGGCAGAGAUACCACUCGCUGCAGAGUCAAUGUUGAGGUGGAAUAUGCUGAGCCUGAACCAGAGAGGAAACUCAUCAUUCCCAAAGGAACAUACAAAGCCAAAGAGAUCGCUCCUCCAGAGGUGGAGCCGCUUCAUCUGCGAUAUGGUCAAGAGCAGUGGGAGGAAGGCGACCUUUAUGACAAAGAGAAGCAGCAAAAACCACAGUUCAAGAAGAAGCUGACAUCUGUCCGCAUGAAGCGCUUUGGUCCAGCUCAUUUUGAGUGCAGACUGACUCCUAUUGGUGACCCCACAAUGGUGGUGGAGUGGCUGCAUGACGGCAAACCUCUGGCUGCUGCUAACAGAUUGCGCAUGGUGAAUGAAUUUGGUUACUGCAGCCUGGACUAUGAAGCCGCUUAUGCUAGAGACAGCGGCGUCAUUACCUGCAGAGCGACCAACAAGUACGGAGUUGACCAAACCUCAGCCACCCUGAUUGUCAAGGAUGAGAAGGGCCUUGUUGAGGAAUCACAACUUCCUGAAGGAAGGAAAGGUGCCCACCGGAUCGAUGAGAUGGAGCGUUUGGCUCAUGAAGGUGGACCUUAUGGAGUCACUGCUGAAGAAGAAACAGAGAAGAUGAAGCCUGAGAUCGUCCUUCUUCCAGAACCAAUCAGAGUUUUAGAGGGUGAAACGGCUCGAUUCCGCUGCAGAGUGACCGGAUAUCCAACACCAAAAGUUAACUGGUACCUCAAUGGACAACUUAUCCGCAAAAGCAAGAGAUACAGACUUCGCUAUGAUGGCAUUUACUACUUGGAGAUAACUGACAUCAAACCAUAUGAUUCAGGGGAGGUCAGAGUCGUAGCAGAUAACAAUCUGGGCUCCGUUGAGCACGUCGUAAAACUGGAGAUUCAGCAGAAGGAGGACUUCAGAACUCAUCUGCGCCGCGCCCCUGAGGCUAAGCCAGCCGAGGCUGCACCUGAACCUGGAAAAGUAUCAUUUGAGGUAGUUAAAGCUGAAAAGCCUACAGAGGACACUCAGCUGAAAGAGGUCGUUAAACUCAAGAAGGCCCAGAGAAUUGUCCAUGAGAAAGCCAGUGAGGAGUCAGAGGAGCUGAGGAGUAAGUUCAAGCGCAGGACAGAGGAAGGCUAUUACGAGUCUAUUACCGCAGUGGAUCUCAAGUCUCGUAAGAGAGAUGACUCCUAUGAGGACCUGCUGAGGAAGACAAAGGAGGAACUGCUUCAUCGUGCCAAGGAGAAGGAGGAGGCUGAGAAGAAGAAGGAGGAAGAGCGUCGCCAAGUUACUGCCAAGCCUCUAAAACCAGAGAGGGUCAAGCUCUCACCCAGCAUGGAAGCACCAAAGAUCCUUGAGCGUAUUACCAGCCAGACAGUCGCACAGGGUGACGAAGUCAAGUUUAGAGUCAGAGUUGUUGGCAGACCAGAACCUGAGUGUCAGUGGUUCAAGAAUGGAGUUCAGCUGGAGAAGUCUGACCGUGUUUACUGGUACUGGCCUGAGGACCAUGUUUGUGAACUGGUGAUCAGGGAUGUCAUAGCAGAGGAUUCUGCCAGUGUCAUGGUUAAAGCUUCCAGUACUGCUGGAGAGACUUCAAGCCACGCUUUCCUGUUGGUGCAAGCAAAACAAGUCGUUAACUUCACUCAGAAGUUGGAGGACGUCAGUGCCAAGGAGAAGGAUACCGUGGCUACCUUUGAGUGUGAAACCAACGAGCCUUUUGUGAAGGUCAAAUGGCUGAAGAAUAAUGUGGAGAUCUUCUCUGGAGACAAAUACAGAAUGCACUCUGACAGAAAGGUUCACUUCCUGUCUGUGCUGAUGAUCGAAAUGAGGGAUGAUGCUGAAUAUACAUGCGUGGUUGUAGAUGAUGAUACUGUCAGGACAGUCGCCAAGCUUAAUGUUGAAGGAGCUCCUCUGGAGCUGUUAAAGCAGCUGGAGAGCACCGAGGUGCCUGAGACUUACUCCGGAGAGUUUGAAUGUAUUGUCUCUCGUGAAGAUGCCGAAGGCAGCUGGUACUUUGGAAAUAAUCUGCUGACUCCCAGCAGUAAAUACGUCAUCUCCUCCCGCCGUGGAAGACACACUCUCUCUGUGAAAGACGUCAAGAAGGAAGACCAGGGAGAAUAUACCUUCAAAGUGGGCGAGUUUAAGACAAGUGCCUCUCUGAAGAUGAAAUUGCGUCCAGUGACCUUGAUGCAGCCUUUGUCUGACAUGACCGUCUGCGAGGGUGACAUCGCUCAGCUUGAGGUCAAGUUCUCCCAGGAGAAUGUUGAAGGAACCUGGAUGAAGAAGGGGCAGCCCAUCACAGCCUCCAGCCGUGUGCAUAUAGUUAUUGACAAACAAAUUCACAAACUCCUUAUAGAAGAUACAACCAAGGACGACUUUGGAAUGUAUUCCUUCGAGGUUCCUGAUCAUGGAAUUUCAACCUCUGCAAAGCUGGUCAUUCAGACUAUUGGCAUCCUGGUCCCACUGAAGGACAGUCAUGCAAUUGAGGGUACAAAGGCCGUCCUAGAGGCAAAGAUCUCUGCUCAGGACAUCAGCUCAGUCAAAUGGUACCACAAUGACAACCUGCUGACAGCCAGUGAGCGAAUCCAGAUGGUGGCAAAGGGAACCAAGCAGCGCCUGGUUUUCACCAGAACAUACGCCUCGGAUGAAGGAUACUACAAACUGGUGGUUGGCCGAGCUGACACCAGCUGCAGAUUUACUGUUGACCCUGUCCAGAUUGUGACACCAAUGAAAGACAAACAGUGCUCCGAGUCUGAAAAUGUCACCUUCGAGGUUGAGGUCUCUCACGCAGGCAUUGAUGCUUUCUGGACCUUUAAGAGACAGCCGAUUAAAGCUGGUCCCCAGUACAAGAUGGAGUCCAAGGACAAGAGGCAUAGGCUCACGGUCAUGAAUGCAAUGAAGGAUGAAGAGGGCGAGUACAUGUUUGCUGCUGGUGAGAAGAUGUGCAGUGCUUCACUCACCGUAACAGGUGGUGCCAUUAAGAAGCCCCUACAUGAUUUGGUGGUAGCUGACUCCCAGACUGCUGUGCUGCAGUGUGAAGUUGCUAACCCAUCCGCAGAGGGCAAGUGGCUAAAAGACGGUCAGCCUGUUGACUUCAACGAGAAUGUGCUGAGCGAGGUGGACGGUGCUGUCAGACGCCUCGUUAUCAUCAUCACUAAGGCCACUGAUGUUGGAGAGUACACUUACCAGGUCGCCACCUCCAAGACCUCAGCCAAUCUGAAAGUCGAGGCUGUCAAAAUCAAGAAGACCCUGAAGAACCUGAAUGUAGUCCAGACUCAAGAAGCCACGUUCAGCCUUGAACUGACCCAUGAGGAUGUAAGGGGAGCACAGUGGAUCAAGAAUGGCAUUGAGAUCCAGCCCAGUGAUAAAUAUGAAAUUAGUGUUGAAGGCACACUUCACACAUUGAAGGUCAAGAACUGCAGCACACAUGAUGAGUCUGUUUACUCCUUCAAACUGGGAAAACUGUCUGCAAGUGCCAGACUCAAUGUGGAAACCAUUAAGAUCCUGAAGAAGCCAAAGGAUGUGACAGCACUGUUAGGAGCAACAAUUGUAUUUGAAGUUGGCAUCUCAGAGGAUGACAUCCCAGUGAAAUGGAUGUUCAAUGACAAAGAGCUGGUGUCUGACGAGCGCUACAGCAUCGUCUCUGAGAAGAAGAACCACAAGCUGAUUGUCCACGACGUGGACGACAGCGUGCAGGGCGACUACAUUGCUGUUGUAGGACACCUGCAGUGCAGCGCUCACCUCAUUGUUGAGUCUCUACGUGUCACAACGCCCAUGAAAAGCGUGGAGGUCACAGAGACUCAGUUGGCCACAUUUGAAUGUGAAGUUUCUCACUUCAAUGUCCCGUCCACCUGGCUGAGGGAUGGUGUGGAGAUUGAGAUGAGUGAGAAGUUCAGGAUUGUGGUUCAAGGGAAACUCCAUCAGCUGAAGAUCAUGAACACCAGCAAUGAAGACUCUGCAGAGUACACCUUUGUCUGUGGGAACGACCGCGUCUCUGCAACGCUAACUGUUAACCCUAUUCUGAUCACAACGAUGCUUGAAGACCUGAACGCUCAGGAGAAGGACACGGUCACAUUUGAGGUGAAUGUGAACUACGAGGGAAUAACGUACAAGUGGCUGAAGAACGGCGUGGAGAUCCGUUCUACAGACCGCUGCCAGGCUCGCUGCAAACAGCUCACUCACUCUCUGAGCAUCAGGAAUGUUCACUUUGGAGACAGUGCCGAGUACACCUUCAUGGCUGGCUCUGCAGUCACUUCAGCUAAACUUCACGUUGAGGCCCGUGUGGUUGAAUUCACCAAACACCUGCGGGACCUGAAGAUCACAGAGAAGAAGAGGGCAACAUUUGAAUGUGAAGUUUCUGAACCAAACAUCCAGGUGAUGUGGAUGAAAGAUGGUCAGGAGCUGGAGCUGUCCGACAGGUACAAAAUGACAUCGGACCAGUUUGUGCACCGUCUGGUUCUGCCCUCUGUGCGUCUGUCGGACGCCGGUGAAUACACCGCUGUGGCCGGUUCAAGCAUGUCCAAGGGCCACCUGGCAGUCGAGGGAAGAGAUGUCAGAAUCUCAGAGCCAGCCACCAGGGACAUCACGGUUGUUGAGAAGCAGAGAGCCACUUUUGAGUUUGAGGUGAACGAGGAUGAUGUAGAAGGUCACUGGCUGAGAAAUGGAGUGGAGCUCCAGUUCACUGUGGAGGAGAGGUUCAAUUAUGCCACCAUCAGGAAGCUCCACCGUCUCACCAUCUCUGAGACCUUCAGGAGCGAUGCUGGAGAGUACACCUUUUUAGCCGGCAAAAACAGGAGCUCUGUGAACCUCCACGUCACAUUGCCAGAGCCACCUCAGAUCAUCAGGGAGAUGCAGCCCCAAACCGCGAUCUCGGGCAGGUUAGUUCGCUUCUCGACACAGGUGAGCGGCCUUCCUCCGCCUCAGGUGUUCUGGUACAAAGAUUCUGAGGUUCUGUCCACGAGCUACAAGUGCAAGUUCCUCCAUGAUGGAGAUGAGCAUACGCUGCUGCUGCUUGAAGUCUUCCCUGAAGAUGCAGGCAUCUAUAGCUGUGAGGCCAAAAACAACUACGGAGAGGUGAUGAGCUCUGCAUCUCUCACUGUGGAAGUUCCGGAGGUGGUUGAAGCCGUGGCUCAGGUUUCCCCUCCGGUCCUCAUCGCUCCCAUGAGGGACCUGCUGAUCUCAGAAGGACAUCCUGCCCAGUUCCAGUGCAGCGUCUCUGGGGAAGAUCUGCAGAUUUCUUGGUUCUGCAAUGACAGAGAGAUUAAACAGUCGGACAUCUUCAGGAUGUCUCAUUAUGAUGACACCUGCCUGCUGGAGAUUUCCCGAGUUCUCCCCAGCCUUGAAGGAGAGUACUCGUGUGUGGCUACAAAUUUGGCAGGAAUGGUCACAUGUGCCGCCACUCUGAAUAGUGAUGUAACUACAGAGGAGAAGGUGACUCAGGUCCAGGAGGAAAUAAAAGUGAAGCCUGUGUUCAGGCACAGAAUUGUCCCAGUGGAGAUAAACAUCGGCAGCUCUGCCAAGUUUGAAUGUGAAACUGGGGACGCUCCAAACGUGAGCUUCAAGUGGUUCAAAGAUGGACACCCCAUCAAAGGGAGUGAAAAGUGCAGGAUUAUCAGUCGCUUCAGCUCUUCCUCCCUGGAGCUUCUGAGGACAACCAAGGAUGACAGUGGCGAAUACACCUGCAAGGCGUCCAAUCAGCACGGCAGUGAUGAAUGCUCCGCCUCCCUCAGUGUCACAGAACAAUUUCCUCCUGUCUUUAUAAGUAAGCCUGACCCUCAGACUGUGUAUGUUGGAAAGAGGGCUGUAAUGCAGUGUGUAAUAGCAGGAACUGCUCCUCUGAAUGUUGUCUGGCUUAAAGACAACCAGGCCUUACCCAAAGUGCCCGCACACUACCAGAGCUCUUAUGAAAAGAAUAAGCACACUCUUGAGAUACCCAGUGCUGAGGCAGCUGACAGCGGGCUUUAUGUGUGCAACGUAUCUAACAAAGCUGGGACAGCUGAAUGCCACAUGGAGCUGUGUGUUAUCGAUAAACCCAACUUUGUAAGGCCCCUGGCUUCAGUCGCCGCUGUGGUUGGAGCUGCUCUGCACCUUGAGUGUCAGGUGGAUGAGGACACUGGAGUAACUGUCACCUGGACCAGAGAUGGCAGAAAAGUCCACCAGUCUCCCGACUGUAAACUGUUGUUUGAGGAUAAGACAGUUACUCUUGAUAUCCUAAAGACCACACUGAAAGAUUGUGGAAAUUAUGUGUGUACAGUGGCAAACGAAGCCGGCAGUGCGUCUUGCUCCACCACGGUGAAGGUACAAGAGCCACCGGUCUUUGUAAAGCGGCUGGAAGCCACAACGAUUUGGAAGCAGGGCAGCACCGCUCGCCUGCAGUGCACCAUCAAAGGAUCUCCCGAACUCCACAGCACCUGGUUCUUGAAUAACAGUGAGCUGUCCACUGGUGGCAGACAUGCUGUCGGUCUGAAAGACGGUGUCGCCACUCUCGAGAUACACGAUGUCCUGUUGACUGACAGUGGAAACUAUACCUGUGAGGUUCUCAAUGAGUGCGGGUGUGAAAGCUGCAGCAUUAAAGUAACAGUGAAAGAACCUCCGUCAAUCAGAAAGGAGUUACUGUCCACUGAGGCGGUCAGAGGAUCGGUAGCUGUGCUGGAGUGUGAGAUUGCAGGCUCUGCACCGCUCGAAGUGUCUUGGAAAAAGAAUAAGAAACGCCUGUCCUCAGAUAAGAAGUACAGCAUAGUGUCACAGGGAUCGCUGGCCUCUCUGGAGAUCCAGUCCUUUGAGAGCGCCGAUACUGGUGAAUACGAAUGUGUCGUAUCCAAUGAGGUUGGGUCAGCAACCUCCAAGUCAGUACUUAAACAAAAAGAGCCACCUGUGUUCUCAAAGAGGAUUGAGAGCGCUACAGCAGUUUUGGGAAAUACAGUGAAAUUACAGGGAACCCUGAAAGGUUCAGUUCCCAUCACCAUUAAAUGGAUGAAAGACUCUGAGCUCCUCAGAGAUGAUGAUCCCAAUAUCAAAAUGUCCUUUGUGAACAACAUCACUAGUAUUUCCUUCUCAUCUGUUGAGCUAAAGCAUGGUGGAAAGUAUACUUGUCUCGCUGAAAAUGAGGCAGGACAGCAAAAAUGUGAAGCUACCUUAACUAUUCAAGAACCUGCUCGGAUUUUAGAGAAAGCAGCCUCCAUCAGCGUGACUGCAGGCGACUCUGCCACGCUGGAGUGCACCGUUUCUGGAAGCCCUGAACUCAAAGUGAAAUGGUUCAAAGACGGCAAGGAGAUGAUCAGUGGUCGUAAAUAUAAAAUAGCAGUUAAGGAGAACACUGCCAUUUUAAAGAUUCUCGCAGCAGAUAAAGGUGACACUUCCGAGUACAAGAUGGAAGUGUCCAAUAAAGUUGGAAAAGACGAGUGCACGUGCUCGGUUACAGUUAUAGAUCGUGCAGUUCCCCCAUCCUUCACCAAAACUCUAAAGAAAGUGAAUGGGAGCAUUGGCAGUAAUAUCACGUUGGAUUGCAGGCUUGCUGGAUCUCAGCCGAUGGCUCUGUCUUGGUACAAAGACAAUAAAGAAAUCCACAGCGAUGCAAAAUAUAAGCUUGAUUUCAGUGAGAGUACAGCCUCUGUGACAAUAUCUGGCCUGGAUCAAAGCGAUGGUGGAGUUUAUACAUGCAAAGCUUCUAAUGAUGCUGGAGAAAAAGAAACCAGUGGUACUCUCUCCAUCAAAGAACCUCCAGCCUUUACCUCGAAACCUGAAUCUCUUGAUGCAUCCCCGGGAUCAAAUGUUGUCUUAAAGUCUGACUUUACGGGAUCGGCUCCACUUAUCGUUAAAUGGUUCAGAGAGGAGAAAGAGAUUUUCACUGGGGGAAAGUAUUUCAUAAAGAAAGACUCCUCUUCCAGCUCCCUGGAGCUUCAGUCUGUGAAACCCAGCGACUCUGCCAAAUAUACAUGCCAAGUAUCCAACGACGCUGGGAAGGUUGACUGCACUGCAGCGCUCUUCAUAAAAGAAGCCCCAACAUUUAUGAUGAAGCUUGAACCUUCAAAGCUGCUGAAAACAGGACAACCUCUGAAGUUGUCCUGCAAAGUGCAGGGCACUCCUGUUAUUACUGUCACGUGGUUUAAAAAUGGCUCAGAAAUGGUUUCAGACCGCAGACACAACAUGACCUUCGACGGCUCGUUGGCCACUCUGGAGGUUGAGAGUUGCUCUGUAGAGGAUAGUGCAGAUUACGUCUGUGUGGCGUCCAGCGAGGCCGGCAGGGAGCAGUGCAGCAGCUGUGUAACAGUGAAAGAGCCUCCAUUGUUUGUGAGGCCUUUUGAAUCAGCUGAGCUUGUUACGGAGUCUGAGAUUAUCUUGGAAGCAAUCGUUUCAGGUUCCCCUCCAUUUGAAAUAAGCUGCUUCCUCAACGAUAAGCUGAUCAGAAAUGACAAAAGACAUAAAAUCAGUGUGGAAAAUGACACAAUCACUCUUCAGAUCUCACACUGUCAGACCGGAGAUGAAGGAACAUACAAGUGCACUGUUUCAAACGAUGUUGGGGAGACAUCUUGCUCUUGCCAGAUUUCUCUGAAAGAACCACCAUCAUUUGUUCAAAGACUAAAGGAUAUGUCCUGUAUUGUGGGCUCUGAAAUCUCCAUGAAGUGUAUGUUGUCUGGGUCACUUCCCAUGACUUUGUCCUGGAUCAAGGAUGAUCGUGAACUUACGGAAGACGAGCAUUUUCAGAUGUCCUGUGAAACCACAAGUGCCAUGUUGAAUUUGAAAAAUGCUCAGUUGUCACAUGGCGGGAAAUAUGUCUGUCAGGCGCAGAACAAAGCCGGGACUCAGAAAUGUGCCGCAGUGCUCAUAGUGACAGAGCCAGCAAGUAUUUCAGAGCACCCAAAGUCCAUCAGUGUAACCCAUGGCAACCCAGCCAGAUUUGAAUGCAGGUUUUCAGGCACUAAACCACUGAAGGUCAGAUGGCUUAAGGCGGGAAAGGAGCUGCCGUCAGGACAGAGAUACAGAAUACAGAGCACAGACACGAGCUCUGUGCUCAAGAUAAUAAAAACAGAGAAGAGCGACAGCGGUGACUACACUGUCGAAGUUUCAAAUGUUGCUGGGCACAGUUCAUGUGACGCAUCAGUUACAGUCUUAGAACCACCUCAGUUUGUCCUGAAACUGCCUCCCACUACGACUGUGAAACAGUACGAGGGACACUGCUUUGAAUGCAAGGUCACCAGUGUACAGUCCCUGAGAAUAUGCUGGUACAAAAAUGACCAACAGAUAACUGAUGGAGCGAACUAUAAAACAAUGUGUGUUGACUCAACUGCAUACCUCCAGAUCUCCAAUGCAACAUUUGACGAUAACGGAGUUUACACUUGUGAGGCUCAUAAUGAUGCUGGCAGUGCAAGCUGCAGCAGCAUUCUCACAGUUCAAGAGUCCCCCUCCUUUGUUAAAACUCCAAGCCCUGUGGAGGCCAUAAAAGGCAAAGAUGCUAGUCUGCAUUGUGAGAUGUCUGGCACCCCACCUUUCCAGGUUAACUGGUACAAAGACAACAGGCCACUAAAGGAGGAUAGAAAAUGCAAGAUGGUCAAUGUGGGCAGCUUUGCUACACUUCAUAUUAUAAAGCUGGAGCAAGAUGACGCCGGGCUUUAUGAGUGCAGGGUGUCAAACAAUGUAGGAAGUAAAUCGUGCCACACUGCCCUUACUCUGAAAGAACCACCAGUGUUUGUGGAGAAACUGGUCGAUCGGUCAGUGAGACUCGGUCAGCAGCUGACGCUGACAGCUACCGUGCACGGCUCGGAGCCACUGACUGUGUCUUGGGUUCAGGACAAGGAUCAUAUUCUCAGAGAAAAUGACAACAGGAGGAUCACCUUUGAAAACAAUGUGGUUGCUCUUGUAGUGCCCCAGGCUGACCCAACCACAGCUGGUAAAUACACCUGCCAGCUGAGGAACGACUGUGGAGCGGUAGAGUCGGUCUCCCAAGUGACGGUUCUAGAACCUGCUGCUAUCGUGGAAAGCCCGGAGCUGUUGAAUGUGAAGUCAGGAGAAACUGUGUCACUUGAGGUAACAGUAUCUGGCUCACCAGAACUGAAAACUACAUGGUUCAAGGGCAACAAAGAGCUCUCUGCUAAUGCAAAGUAUCAUCUGAGCUUCAAAAAGCAGCUUGCCACCCUGAAGAUUCUGUCUGCUGACAAAGCAGAUGCCGGAGAAUACACACUGCAGGUUGCAAACCACAUUGGAACAUCCUCUUGCAAAAUUAAGCUCACAGUCUCAGAUAAGUUGAUUCCACCGAGUUUCAUAAAGAAGCUGAGAGAUACCCACCUUGUUGUGGGUAAGCCUGGUGAGCUGGAGUGUAAGAUUACCGGUUCUGCUCCUUUAACAACUUCCUGGUUCCAUAAUGGCCAAGAGAUAAACAGUGGGCCGAACUAUGACAUUAGCAGCGUGGAUAAUGUGCGCACACUGAGCAUUCCAGUGAUUAAGACAUCAGACUCUGGCAAAUACACAUGUAAAGCUGUGAACGCUGCAGGAGCCAGUGAGACAAGUGCUUCAAUGAAUGUGACAGAACCUCCAUCUUUUUCUGAAACGCCUGAGGCUCGAGAAACAUUGCCUGGCCAAAGUGUGUCUUUCUUGGCUAAAGUGAAAGGCAGCAUUCCCAUAAAGGUCAAAUGGUUCAGGGGAGCCAAGGAAAUGCAGCACGGGAGAGGCUGCGAGAUCUCCCUGAAGGAUGACGUCGCCACACUGGUGCUUCAUAAAGUUGAAAAGUCUCAUGCAGGAGAGUACACCUGCCAGAUCAUUAAUGAUGCAGGAAAGGACAGCUGCUCAGUUUUUCUGUUUGUGAAAGAGCCAGUCCACUUUGUGAAGAGGCUGAGGGACAUUUCCAUUGAAAAGAACAAGCCUCUGAGGCUCGAGGUCGCAUAUGCUGGAACCCCAACUGUAAAUGUAACCUGGAAAAAGGAUGGUAAACUCAUCCAAGCCUCUUAUCUGCACAACAUGAUCACCACAGACACCUCUUGCAUCCUGGAGGUUCUGAACUCUGAAAGGAUGGAGGCAGCUGGUAGAUACUAUUGUGAGGUAGACAAUGGAGCUGGAAGUGACAAAUGUGAAGCACAAGUUACAAUCCUAGAAGCACCAUGCUUUGUUGACAAGCUGGAGCCAGUGGAGGUAACGAUGGGUGAUGCGGUGACCUUAGAGUGCAGGAUUGCAGGAACUCCUGUGAUCUCUGUCACCUGGUUUAAAGAUGAUGGAAAGCUGCGCAAGUCCAACAGUUGCUCAAUGGACUUUGCAGAUGGCAUUGCCACUUUGAAACUGUUCAAAUCUACCAAGUCUGAUCACGGUGAAUAUAUCUGCAAGGCCGAGAACCGGGUUGGUUCAGCCUCCACCAGCUGUAGCGUGGCUGUGAAAGAGCGCAAAGUUCCUCCAAACUUCACCAGGAAGCCUUCUGAGUCCAUGGUGGAUUCAGUGGGUAAGACCGUAAAGAUCGAGGGCCGAGUGUCCGGCUCGCAACCUCUGACCGUCUCCUGGUACAAGGACAACAGUGAGAUCCGCGCCUCGGACAAAUAUGAUAUCAGCUUCAAAAACAACAUGGCCGUGCUGUGUGUCAGAGACUCCACGGGCUCUGACGGUGGUGUUUACACCUGUGAGGCCUCCAAUGAAGCUGGCAAAGAUUCCUGUAAGGUUUCUCUCACAGUAACAGAAACUGGCCAGGCUCCCAAAUUUGAUGUUCCUCUGGAACCAGUGACUGUGGGUGAAGGGGAGAAGCUGAGCCUCCAAUGCCACGUCACCGGCUCUACUCCAAUAACCAUCCAGUGGAUGAAGGACAGGAGAGAGCUCGUGUCCAGCGGAAACACCAAAAUCUCAUUUGUUGGUGGAACGGCCAAUCUGGAGAUCAGCCAGGUGUCAAAGACGGAUGCUGGAGAUUACCUGUGCAAGGCCAGCAAUGCAAAUGGCACUGACUUCUGCAAGUCUAAAGUCACCGUAAAAGAUAAAGGUGCCAAGGCCCCACCCGCUGAGGCUGCUGCCCCGGCUGCAGCCGCCCCGGUCAAAAGGCUCGACAAUCUGUUCUUCAUCGAGGAACCCCAAAAUGUUUCUGUCACAGAGAAGGGUACUGCAACCUUUAUCGCCAAGAUUGGAGGUGACCCAAUCCCCAGUGUGAAGUGGAUGAAGGGCAAAUGGAGACAGAUCACCCCCGGUGGUCGAAUCUCCAUUGAGCACAAGGGCCAGGAUGCCAAACUGCAGAUCAGAGAAGUGACCAAGUCUGAUUCUGGUCAUUACAGAUGUGUUGCCACCAACAAUCAUGGAGAAAUUGAGAGUGGCGCUGAUAUGGAGGUGACCAAAAAGGAGGAAAUGGGAGAAAUGGGAGACUUAAGAACGAGGCUCAAGAAGACUCCUUCCAAGCAGAAGAGUCCCAAGAAAGAAGAAGACGUCAACAUUGUAGAUCUGCUUAGAGGUCACGACCCCAAAGACUAUGAGAGGAUCCUGCGGGAACAUGGAAUCCAUGACUACCGUGCCAUCCUGCAGGCCGUGGAGUUCCUGAAGAAGGAGAAGGAGAUGGAGACUGGAAGAGCGGAGGUCGAGCAUGGGGCACGAGUCGAAGAAGAGGACAUGGCCCGACUCAUCGAGCAGCUAGAGGGACGCGUCAGCAUGGAGCCUGUCUCUGUGAUGGAGGACAUCACUGACCAAACCAUCACGGAGAACCAGAGCGCCAUCUUUGAGUGCCAGAUUAAGAUCAACUACCCGGAGAUCACGCUCACCUGGUACAAAGGCACCCAGAAACUGGACAACAGCGAACAGUACGACAUCAGCAGCGUGGGGGACCGCCAUUAUCUGAAAAUCAAGAACUGCCAGGUCAAAGAUCAGGGCAACUACCGCGUGGUGUGCGGUCCUCACAUCUCCAACGCCAAACUGACGGUCACAGGAGCCGCUCGUAAGACAGUCGAUCAAAUUCAGUUCACUAAAAGCAUCCGAAGCAUCGAGGUCGACGAACGCCACUCUGCCUCCUUCGAGUGCGAGUUGUCCUUCGACAACGCUACCGUCACGUGGUACAAAGACUCGUGGGAGCUUAAAGAAAGCCCAAAAUAUAACUUCAGGACUGAAAGCCGACGGCACUUUAUGACAAUCCACAACGUAACUGCAGAGGACGAAGGCGUGUACUCGGUGAUUGCUCGUCUGGAGCCACUGGGAGAAGCUCGAAGCACAGCCGAGCUUUACCUGUCAGGCAAAGAAAUUGAGUUAGGGAGGGUUCCUCAGGAUGUCCCCGACACAGCCGUUCGUGUGUCAGAGGCAGUGUCUAUGCUCGUGUGCAGAGAUUCCUCCGAGUUUGAUCUUUUUGAAGAGAGAACAGAAGUGAGAGUGUUUCAAAGUCUGACACAUGAAGAAGAGACGCUUUCGGUUCAGUACUCGUCCGUCUCAGAAGAGAAAAAACCUGUAGAAGAAACUGUUGAGUGGACUGAGGUCGAGGGCAGAGGAGAAAUCCCUGAAGUUCCUGAGAUUUACAGGAUGCCAGAGGAGAAACCCUCUGAGCCUGAAGCUCCGCCUCCACCUCUGGUCAAAGUACCUGAAGCAAAGAAGCUACAGCCUGAAGCCCCUGCUCCACCUCAGAGAGAGAAACGUCCAGCUCCAGAAGAACCAGUAGUCUUCACCCAACCUGAACCUUACCGACCCAAACCAGCAACACCAAAACUGGUUCAUUCAGAACCUGAAGUGGAACCCAUGAAAUUAGUGGUGCCUAAGCCUGAAGUGGAACCCGUGAAACCAGUGGUGCCUAAGCCUGAAGUGGCUCAAAUUAAGCCUGAGCUCCAAGAACCAAAAGCUGUCCCCACUAAGAAAACGCCAGAGGCCUCAAAACCAAAAGUACCAGAACCACCAAAGUCAGAAGAACCUGUACUUCAACUAAGUGCAGUCCUUGCUUCUCCAUCAUUGGAACAUCUUCCAACUGAAGUGCAAGAAACACCAAGACCAGAAGAACCUGUACCUCAACCAUCUGCACCCAAAGUUACUCCACAAAAAGUUGAAGAUAUCCCAGUUAAAGUUGCUUUAGAAUCAAAGAUACACGAACCUCCAAGAAAACCAUAUCUGCUGGCUGAUAAACAUCAGCAGGAAGUAACUGAACCAAGGGACCUGGAAGCUCCAGAAAAAAUCAAGGCUCCUGAGGUUCCUGAAGCACCAAAGAAGGUUCCUGAAGCACUAAAGGUUCCUGAAGCGGCAAAGAAGGCUACAGAGGAACCAAGGAAGCUUCCUGAAGAGCCAAAGAAGGUUCCUGAAGAAUCAAAAAAGGUUCCUGAAGCAGCAAAGAAGGCUAUAGAGGAACCAAAGAAGCUUCCUGAAGAGCCAAAGAAGGUUCCUGAAGAACCAAAAAAGGUUCCUGAAGCAGCAAAGAAGGCUACAGAGGAACCAAAGAAGGUUCCUGAAGAACCAAAGAAGGUUCCUGAAGCACCAAAGAAGGUUCCUGAAGCAACAAAGAAGGCUACCAAGGAACCAAAGAAACUUCCUGAAGAACCAAAGAAGGUUCAUGAAGAACCAAAAAAGGUUCCUGAAGCAGCAAAGAAGGCUACAAAGGAACCAAAGAAGCUUCCUGAAGAACCAAAGAAGGUUCCUGAAGCACCUAAAAAGCCUCCCAAGGAACCAAAGAAGCUUCCUGAAGAACCAGUUCCAGAAACACUGAAGAAAGUUCCAGAAGUAGCAAAAACAGCUGUGGUAGAACCACAGAAAGAUCCAACAGCACAGGUUAUAGAACGAUCAGCAGAGCCGGUGAAAGAUCUAGAAGUGUCAGCAGAACCACAACAUUUGGAAACACCAAUACAACAACCGCAGGCCAAAAAGUCUGAAGUCAUCCAAACAGUCAAACAAAGGGGGAUACCAACAGCUCUAGCUAAACCAAAGCUGGAGGCGAGUACACCAGUCAAAGAUGAGAUCGUUGCUUCUGGAAAAGUAGAAGACGAGCCAAAGGCCAUAGAAAUCCCUCAGCAGAGAGUUCCUCUGAAGACUCAUCUGAAGCCAACAGCUGAGGUUGAAGGCAGAAAGGAGUGUCCUGCAGAAAAAGGUGUUGAAGAAAGGAUUUCCCUCACAGAAGCUGGCUACAGGAAACAGGAAGUCGACACAUGUGAAGAAGGAGUCAACGAGUCAACUGCAAGAGAAGAAACCAUUUUGAAAACUGAGAUAAUGGAACAAAUUGAAAAGACAAAGGCGGUGGUUUCUGUAUCAUACAGAGAAGAUCGUCAGGUAGAGAUUAUAGAGCAAUCAAAAACAGAUUAUGAGGCUGAACAACUGGAGUGGACUGGACCUUACAAACCUGAGAAAAUAGAGAAAGAAAUGUCUCUGUGGUCUGCUUCUCCAACUCUAAAGGGGUCUGCCCAUUCUCCUGCAGAACAAGAUGUCGCACCUCCACCUGAAAUAUCUCAUCUUUUGCAGAAAAAGGUUUCUUCUCCUGAUGUUGGUGUUACAUCAGAAAAAGAGGCUUACAAGAAGAAAGAGCAGGCCAAAGAGGCUGACCUUCCUACUGCAUAUUUACAGACAAGAGUUACUAAAUCAUUAUAUCAUGAAGAAAUUCAAGACUCUGCAAUAGAGGAACUUAAGUCUAAAAAGGUCACCACAUCAAAGAAGCCCAGAGCUCUUACAGAAGUAAUUUGUUUGAAGCAAGAUGGGUCUGUUGAAGGUAAAGCAGAUGUCCCCCAAACCACUCUUUCUCACCCUGCAGCAGUUUCUCCUACAAUGGUAUCGUCAAGUCAAGACAUGGUGAAAACUCCUAAAACUUCCAUAAAUGUAUGUGAUGAAGAUAUUCUACCUCUGGACAAGCCAAGUCUUCUAUCGGAAGAUGCAUCGAUUAAACAAAGUAGGGAUGGAUCACGUUUUGUUACAGAUCAGAUUCCUUCACCCGAGGAGAGACGCUGUUCGGAGGAAGACAUUUCUCCAGCAAAGAAGUCUGUUCUGCCAACCAAACACAGCUCCCCUACUCUCUCUGAGGCAGUUUUUGGCCUAAUAGAAGAUCUGUCCCUUGAAGAAGACACUCCUGUCAAGAAACCUAUUCCUUCUGUGCCUGCUCCAGUAAAAACAUCUCAAGUUCAGCAAAUCUCUCCAUCUUUGAGAGUUUCUGAGGAAGCAAACAACUCUGCAACUAAAGCUACACCAACAAGAGCAGAUGACAAGAAAGCAAAGAAGCCAACACAGAAGACUGACCAACAGGCUCUUGAUACAGUGCCUCCUCCUGAGGAGAAGAAAACAUCUCUACCAGCACCAAAGCCUUCACCUACUCCUCCUCGUGAGCAGAAGGAGGCUCCCCCUGCAGUAUCUCCCCGAGAGGAGAAGAAACCAUCUGCACCAGCACCAAAGCCUUCACCUCCUGCUCCCCCUGCUCCUGUACAGAAAGUUGCUCCUCCUGCAGAGGAAAAGAAACCAUCUGCUCCAGCUCCAAAGCCUUCGGCUCCUGCUGCUCCUGCAGCCAAAGUUGCUCCUCCUGCAGUGUCUCCUCCUGAGGAAAAGAAGGUACCUCCACCAACAACCAAGCCAACAGCAGAGAGAGUUCCCCCCGCAGCUGAAGUUGCAUCAUUGGAGAAGGAAGCUCCUGCACCAGCCAGGAAAAUCUCGCCGCCUGAAGACAAGGAACCAGUGUCAGCACCUGGACCAACAAAAGUGCCGUCUCUUAAGCAAAAGGGUAAGAUUCCUGUUCAGGAGGCAAAAACACCCGAAUCACCUAAGCUGAAGAGUAAGUUCACCAGAAUACCGAAAGAGAAAGAACCAGAACCAGAGGUCAUUAAGCUGAAGAAGGUUCCAGUGAAACCUCCAGAGCCAGAGAAACAAGUCGUAACUCAUAAGGCAGAAGUGACGAGGCAUCACGAUCCAGAGCUAGCAGUUCAUGGGCUUCAUGACAGAGACGAUCGAGAGAUAAUCACACUUGGUAGAACUGAACGAGUAUUCACUGCAGAUGAGGAAACUAUUGAGUUAAGCCAUUUUGAGGAAAUGGAAAGCCUUACAGUUGUGCAAAAACCAGAACCUGGCAAAUGGACAAGAACCUUAAAACCUCAGAAAGACGAGGCACCGGAGGAGCCGCACGUCGCAAAGAAGAAAAUAACUAAAUUGCCAAAAGCAGAUGAGCAAAACGAAUCAGUGAAACUAAAACCAUUUGAAACAUUUGGGAAACAAGAUGCUGAAUUACAAGCAAUCAAACUAAAAAAGGUGCCACCUAAACCAAAGGAGCCUGAAAAGGAAGUCAUAACUCAUAAAGUUGAAGUGACAAGGCAUUAUGAUGCAGAAUUAACAGUCCAGAAACUUCGUGACAGAGAGGAUCGAGAGUUAGUAACAGUUGAGAGAAAGGAACGAGUUUUCACAGCAGCUGAAGAGACAUCUGAACUCAGCUUUGCAGAGGAACCUGAAAAACUGGAGGCAGAAGAUGAGAAAUCAAGAUGGGUAAGAGCCCCAAAAGCACCAAAAGAAGAUGAACCUGAGUCAGAUUUAAAUAAAAAGAAAAUAAAAAAAUUACCAAAGAAGGACGAGGACCAGGAAGUAGUUACACUGAAGCCAUUUCAGAAACCUCAAAAACAAGAAGCAGCUGAACCUCCAAAGGCUGAGACAGAAGCUGAGGCAAAAACAGAUACUGAGCGGAGUCCUUACAUGAGAGGUGAGCUGCCACAAAGAGAUCAACCUGCCGCUGCUAUAAAACACCAGAAAGAUGAUGAUGAUGCUCCACUGAUGAAUGACAACGCAUCUCCACAUAUCAACAAAGACCAAAAGGAAAUCCCACAUAAGAAAAAGGUUGAUCAAGUACCCAAAGAUGUAGAAACUACAGCGGCCGAAAAGCUCCGCAGAAAACCUAAAAUUAUUUCUACACCUGAUAAAGAGAAAGAGCAGGUUGUGUUGAAACCAUUCACUAAAAUCACCAAGCCUGAAGAAAAGCCAGAAAAAGCAUCAGAAGAGAAGAAGAAGCCUUUGGACACAAAGGUACCCAGUCAAGCAACUAAAGAGCCGAAGGAUCAACUUAAGAAAGCUGAAAAGACUGUAACGCCUAAAAAAGACAACAAAACACCUCAGGAGAAGGAGAAACCAGCUGAGAAGCCCAGUCCUCCAGGUCAGAAAGAAGAAGAGAGACCGAGUCCUCAAAAACAAACCGAUAUCCUGAAGAAAAGUCCAGAAAUCAAAAAGACUCCUUCACCCAAAGCCAAGAUAAGUAAAGAUACGCCUGAAGAGGAAAAGCCCCUCAAACCUAUUGAGCAGCUGAAGAAGGUUGAACUAAAAAAGACCCCAUCACCCAAGAUAGAGAAAAUAAAGCCAAAUGAAGUGGAGCAAAUUCCCAUCGAGAAGAAGCCAAGUGGUGAAAAAGUCAAAAGGAUUCCCAAGACUGUUUCGCCAAAAGACUCCACUGAAUCUGUGACCCUCAAAAAGGUGCCCAAGAAGCCCUCACCAGAGGGGCCCUCAGAACCCGAAAGGCCUGUUAAAGGGCGGAUCCCUCUGGUGAAGGAGAUCUCUCCUGGAGCUGUGGAGAUGAAGCGGGUGACAACCCAGCCAGAGGAGGAGGUAUGUGAAGAGGAGGGUGAAAAAAUGGUAGCCGACGAAGAUGAGGAGGUCUGGGACUGGGAGCUGGUUCCACCGGAAGACUGGGAAGGUGAAGGGGUGGAUGGGGCGCUGGAGACUCCAGGCAUGCCCGGCGCCAAGAGAGAUGGAAAACCAACAGAAGAGCCGGCGAAAGGCCGAGGUCGAGGAUUUGGGGCGAGACAAACUCCAUCUCCUGGUGAUGGAGGCAGGGGCCGGGGUCUAAAGCCAGGUGGAAAAGGCCCAUCACCUCCCGAGGAUCCAUUUGGAGGAUUCAAGCUCAAACCUGUCCAGCUGAAGUUCAUUAAGAAGCUUAAGGACAUUGUGCUGCAGGAAGCUGAGUCCAUCGGCUCCUCCGCGGUGUUUGAGUGCGAGGUCUCACCUUCCACAGCCAUCACUGGAUGGAUGAAAGAUGACAGCAACUUGCGUGAGAGCCCCAAGCACAAGUUUACAUCUGAUGGCAAAGAUCGCAAGUUGCACAUUAUUGAUGUGCAGCUAUCCGACACUGGAGAAUACACGUGUGUGGCUAAGAAUGCGGGCAAGGAAAUAACAUGCACAGCCAAGUUAAUUGUUGAAGAGCUGCCUGUGAAAUGGUUGAAGGAACUGGAACCAGAGACAACAUGCAUUAAGGGUCAGCCAAUGUACCUCACCUGUGAGCUGAACAAAGAACGGGACGUCAUUUGGAAACGUAACGGUCAGCUUCUGAAAACAAAGGCCGGAAAAGUGGCCAUUAAUGUAAUUGGCAUGCAGCAUGCUGUGACCAUCCAGAACUCCACCGAUGAAGAUGGCGGCGCCUACACCUGUGAGGUAGAUGGACAGGAGGACGUCAAGACUACAACUAACGUCAAAAUUAUUGAAAUGAUCAAAGACUGGCUGGUGAAGCCUCUGAGAGACCAGCAUGUGAAACCAAAGGCAAAGGCCUCCUUCAAGUGUGAGCUGUUCAAGGACACGCCCAACUGGAAGUGGUUCAAAGGAGAAAACGAGCUUCCUCCCUCUGACAAGGUCGAGAUCACUAAAGAUGGAAAGGACAUGACGCUCAGCAUCAAUAACUGCCAGCCUGAUGAUGUAUCAGACUACACCAUCCAGGUGGAGGAUCGCAGAUAUACAGCCAAACUGACACUUGGAGAGCGUGAGGCUGAGAUCCUGAAGCCACUCUCCAGUGUGGAGGUGGUUGAGAAGGAAGAGGCCAACUUUGACUCUGAGAUAUCAGAGGACGAUGUGGUUGGUGAAUGGAAGCUGAAAGGCCAGGUGUUGACUAGAUCUCCGACCUGUGACAUUAAAGCUGAAGGCAAAAAACGUUUCCUCACACUGAAAAACGUGCAGCUGGAUCAGGCUGGUGAAGUGACAUACCAGGCUCUGAACGCCGUCACCAGCGCUAUGCUCACCGUCAAAGAAAUCGAAAUGGGCUUUGUUGACCCGCUCAAGGACCUUUCUGUGCCUGAAAAGAAGCAGGCUAAGUUUGAGUGCACCAUCACUAAGGACGUGUCAAAGGUCAUAUGGUUCAGGGGGACAGAGAUUGUCACUCCAAGCCCUAAAUAUGAAAUAAUUGAUGACGGAAAGAAGCACAUGCUGAUCAUAAACAGCUGUGAGUUUGAUGAUGAGGCUCAGUACACGAUCGAAGCGUUGGGUCAGAAAUCAACGGCUCAGCUGAUGGUGGAGGGCAUGAGGCUGAGUUUUGUGCAGCCGCUUCAGGACCAAACGGUCAAAGAAGGUAACACGGCACGCUUUGAUCUCGAGCUGUCUCAUGAGAACGUGCCAGUGGUCUGGUACCGAAACGAAGUCAAAAUCCACGUGAGCCGAACGGUUCUCAUUCACGUGGAAGGAAAGAGACACACUCUAGAAAUGAGGACACUGAAUCUAGAUGAUACCUGCCAAAUUAAGGCAGAGGCUAAAGGCGUUUACUCCAUGGCCAAACUGACGGUCGUAGAGGGUGACCCCAUCUUUGUGGUGAAGCUACAGGAUUACUCAGCCACCGAGAAAGAAGAGGUGACCCUGGACUGUGAACUCAGCAAAGACGUUCCGGUGCUUUGGUACCACGAAGAGAAGGAAAUCAUCGCCUCCAAGAUGGUCAUCAUGAGGUCAGAGGGCACGCGCAGGUCUCUGGUCCUGAAGAAAGUGGAACUGAGCGACAAAGGCAAAUAUGUAUGUGACUGUGGAACAGACAAGACGUCAGCCAACAUCAAUAUUGAAGCACGCGACAUCAAAGUUGUUCGGCCGAUUUAUGGCGUGGAGUUGUUUGAUGGAGAAACGGCUCGUUUCGAAGUGGAGAUCUCUGAGGACGACGUCCACGGACAGUGGAAGCUGAAUGGAGCGGUGCUCAGUCCGUCCUCUGAUGUGGACAUCAUCGAGGAAGGAGGCAAGCACACGCUGAUCCUCUACAACUGCAAAGUGUCCAUGACCGGCGAGGUGGCGUACUCUGCUGCUAACGCCAAGUGCUCCGCUAACCUCAAGGUCAAAGAGCUCCCGCUGAACUUCCUCACACCCAUGACUGAUGUUCAGGUCUAUGAGAAGGAUGAUGUGAGGUUUGAGGUUGAGGUGUCGAGAACUCCAAAGACUUUCCGUUGGCUCAAAGGCUCACAGGAGCUGCAGAGCGAUGAAAAGUACGAGGUGAUCCAGGAGGGAAAUUUGUAUGUUCUGGUGAUCCGAUCGGCCGCCUAUGAUGACGAGGCAAAGUACAUGUUUGAGGCCGAGGACAAGAGGACGACGGGCAAACUGGUUAUACAAGGUAUUCGUCUAGAGUUUGUCAAAGCAAUCAAGGAUGUGACAGUAAAGGAGCGUGAAACAGCUGAAUUCAGCGUGGAGCUGUCACAUGACAAGAUCCCGGUGGUCUGGUACAAGAACGACGUCCGACUUCAUCCCAGCAAAGUUGUUCACAUGUCGGCACAGGCGAAGGUUCACACGCUGGCCUUCAAGGAAGUCGUCAUCGACGACACGUCCAUGAUCAAAGUAGAGGCCAUGGACAAGAGCAUGACCGCCAUGCUCACUGUCAUCGAGGGUGACGCCUACUUCACCACUAAGCUGCAGAACUACACGGCAGUGGAGAGGGACGAGGUGAAGCUGGUCUGCGAGCUGAGCAAGGCUGUAGCUGAUGUGAAAUGGUUUAAGGAUGGGAAGGAGAUCACCCCCUCCAAGAACAUCGCCAUUGUCACCGAUGGCAAGAAGCGCAUCCUGAUGGUGAGGAAGGCAGAGAAGGCCAACAUCGGAGAGUACACCUGCGACUGCGGCUCAGACAAAACCACAGCUAAGCUCAACAUUGAAGAGCGGGACAUCAAAGUUGUCCGUCCGCUGUACAGUGUGGAGGUCACAGAGACAGAAACAGCCAAGUUUGAGACGGAGAUUUCUGAGGAGGAUGUCCAUGGAAACUGGAAGCUGAAGGGAGAAGCUCUUCAUCAGUCAGCUGAUGUUGAGAUUAAGGAGGAAGGAACCAGACACCUGCUGAUCCUCUACAACGUCUGCAUGGACAUGGCAGGACCUGUUGACUUCUCUGCAGCCAACGCCAGAUCCAGCGCCCAGCUCAGAGUCAAAGCUCGGUCCAUCACGCUGGUCCAUUCUCUGAAGGACGUGACGGUGACGGCUGGAGAGACGGCCAUCUUUGAGUGCGAGCUGUCGUACGAGGGCAUCGCGGUGGAGUGGUUCCUGGGAGGGCAGAGGAUGGAGGCCAGCGACCGGGUGAAGACUCGGGUGGCGGGCCGAGUUCACACUUUGACCGUCCGAGACGUGAACCUGUCGGAGGCCGGCGAGGUCAAACUUACUGCCAAGGACUUCCAGACUCAGGCUCAACUUAUCGUCAGAGAGCCACCGAUUGAGUUCACAAAGCCUCUGGAGGAUCAGACGGUGGAGGAGGAAGCCACGGCCACUCUGGAGUGUGAGGUUUCCCGUGAGACUGCUGAGGUACGAUGGUUCAAGGAGGGACAGGAGCUCAGGAAGACCAAGAAGUACGACACCAUCGUGGACGGACGCAAGAGAGCUCUGAUCAUUCACGACUGCUCUCCUGAAGAUGCCAAGUUGUACACGUGUGAUGCCAAAGACUUCAAGACUUCUUGUUUCCUGGAAGUUACACCUCCGUAUGUUGAGUUUACAAAGCCUCUGCAGGAUGUUGAGGUCAGAGAGAAGGAGUCUGCCAGGUUUGAAUGUGAGGUUUCUCGUGAGUCUGCCAAGGUUCGCUGGUUCAAGGACGGUGGCGAGAUCAGGAAAGGAAAGAAGUACGAGAUCAUCGCCAAGGGAGUCCAGAGAAUCCUUAUCAUCCACAAGUCUGCGUUUGAUGACGAAGCCGAGUACGAAUGUGACGCGAGAACCUCCAAGACCUCUGGCAUACUCACCGUCAUCGAGGAGGCAGCCAGGUUUACAAAGAACCUGUCCAACGUGGAGGGAACAGAGACGAACACCGUGAAGAUGAUCUGUGAAGUGUCGAAGGCCGGCGCUGAGGUUACCUGGUAUCGAGGGGACGAGGAGCUCCCAGAGGGAGGUCGCUACGAACAACAGACGGACGGACGCAAAAGGAUCCUGAUCAUCCGGGACCUGAGGAUGGAGGACGCUGGUGAUUACAACUGCAGGUUGAGUCCCACCAUCAGGACAUCCGCCACGCUCAAACUCAACGAGCUGGCAGCUGAGUUCAUCGCCCGGCCUCAGAACCAGGAAGUGGUGGAGGGCGAGAAGGCAGAGUUCUCCUGCUCUGUCUCCAAAGACACCUACGAAGUAAAAUGGUUCAGAGGAGACAAAGAGAUAGAAACUGGAGACAAGUACGGCAUCAUCAGUGAAGGAAAACGAAGAGCUCUUAUUGUGAAAAGCUGUGAGCUGAAGGAUGAGGGAGGCUACACUGCACACAUUGGCACUGUUAAAGCCAUGGCAGAUCUGCUGGUGAUCGAAAAACUGAGGAUCAUAACUCCGAUCAAAGACACCGAGGUGAAGGAGGGAGGCGAGAUCGUGUUUAACUGCGAGACCAACACGGAAGGAGCGAAGGCCAAGUGGCUGAAGAAUGAGGAGACCAUUUUUGAGAGCAGCAAGUACAUGAUGGCUCAAAGGGACAACGUCUUCUCUCUGAGGAUCAGAGACGCCCAGAAGGCUGAUGAGGCCGUCUAUACUGUCAGCCUGACCAAUCACAGAGGAGAGCUCGCCAAGUGCACUGCCAGCGCUAAAGUGGCAGAGGAGAAACUGAGGUUCUUGGAGCCCAUCGAGGACAAUGAGACUCAGGAGAAGAAGACCAUCAGCUUCGUCUGUAAGGUGAACAGGCCCGGGGCGACGGUGAGGUGGCUGAAGGCUGGUCAGGAGGUGACACUCAGCAAACGCAUCGUCUACAGAGUCGAUGGCCUGAAGCACAGCCUGACCAUUAAGGACUGCAUCAUGGAAGACGAGGGCGAGUACACGGCCGUGGUCGGAGAUGACAAAUGUGCAGCUGAGCUGAUCAUUAGCGAGGCACCCACAGACUUCACGGCACAGCUCAAAGACCAGACCAUUACAGAGUUCGAGGAUGCAGAGUUCACUUGCAAGCUGAGCAAAGAGAAAGCUGCCGUCAAGUGGUACAGGGAAGGACGAGAGAUUCGAGCGGGCCCCAGAUAUCAAAUGGAAAAAGAAGGAAAGACGUGCAGACUGAUCAUUAAGGUGUGCAGGCCUGAUGACGAGUGUGAAUACGCCUGUGGUGUGGAUGAGAGGAGGACGAGAGCGAGGCUCUUUGUUGAAGAGACCCCAGUGGAAAUCAUCAGACCACCUCAGGACGUGUUCGAACCUCCAGGUUCAGACAUCGUGUUUGAGGUGGAGCUCAACAAAGACAGGGUGGAGGUGAAGUGGAUGAGGAACAACAUGAUCAUCGUCCAGGGAGACAAAUACCAGAUGAUCAGCGAGGGUAAAGUCCACAGACUGCAGGUCUGUGAAAUUAGACCCAGAGAUCAGGGAGAGUACAGGAUCGUGGCCAAAGACAAGGAUGCCCGGGCCAAGCUGGAGCUGGCAGCUGUUCCAAAGAUUAAAACCACCGACCAGAACCUGGUGACAGAUGCCGGUAAACCCUUUGUCAUGACUGUGCCUUAUGACGCGUACCCUCGUGCUGAUGCCGAGUGGUUUUUUGAAGGCACCAGUCUUCCUGUCCAGAAUAUUGACACCUCUUUGGACAAGACCGAGUACCGCCUGAAGAGCCCUGCCAAGGAGGACCAGGGCCGGUACAAGGUGGUAAUUAAGAACAAGCAUGGUGAGGGUGAAGCCUUUAUCAACCUGGAUGUGAUUGAUGUACCGGGACCCAUCAAGAACCUGAGAGUGGUUGACACUGUUGAUGGCGAGGUCAGUUUGGCCUGGGAGGAACCUGAGAAUGACGGUGGCAGCAAGAUUAUCGCCUAUGUUGUAGAAAGACGGGAUGUGAAGCGCAAGACCUGGACUGUGGCUACAGACCGUGCUGACACUCCAGAGUACUGCGUCAGUGGCCUGCAGAAGGAAUCCUUUUACCUCUUCAGAGUCUGUGCUCGAAACAGGGUUGGCAGCGGACCCACUGUUGCAACCGAAGAUGCCGUCCAGGCCAAAAACAAGUUUGAUGUUCCAGAUGCUCCUGAAAAUGUUGCAGUACAGUCAGUGAACAAGUUUGGUGCCACCAUCACUUGGGAGCCCCCCAAGUUUGACGGUGGCUCUGAGAUCACUGCUUAUGUGAUUGAGCUCCGUGACAGAACAUCUGUUAAGUGGGAGGCAGCCUUAGUCUGUGCUGCCGACGACCGCUUGGCUAUGCUGAACGACGUGGUGGAGUACAAGGAGUACAUCUUUAGAGUCCGAGCAGAGAACAAGGCUGGCAUCGGCAGGCCCAGUGCUGCCACCAACCCCGUCAAGAUCAUGGAUCCCAUCGAGAGGCCGAGCCCACCUCUGAACCUGAACUUUAGUGACCAAAUCAAGACGGCAGUCACGUUGACCUGGGAGACGCCCAUAAACAACGGUGGCAGCAUGAUUACAGGAUACAUCAUUGAGAAAUGUGAGGACGGCUCUGACAAGUGGCUCCGCUGCAACGCCAGACUGUGUCCUGACCUCUCCUACCGGGUGUCUGGACUAAAACCUGGUCAGAAGUACCUCUACAGAGUUUGCGCUGAGAAUGCCGCUGGUGUCUCCGAUCCAGCCGAGCAGCUGGGACCACUGCUUGCCGAUGAUCCUCAUGUUGGUCCAACCUUUGAUCUGAGUGGCUUCAGGAAAGGCCUGGAGGUGAUUGUUCCUCAGCCUCUAACAAUUAGAGUUCCCAUUACUGGAUACCCAACCCCUGUGGCCAAGUGGAGCUUUGGCGAGAAGGAGCUGACCCCAGCAGAUGAGCGUGUCUCCAUGGUGACAAAGCCUACGUACACGGAACUGACGAUAUCUCCUAGUGUUCGUCCAGACAAAGGCAUCUACACCCUGCAGCUGGAGAACGACGUAUCCUCUGUCUCUGGAGAUAUUGAUGUCAACGUCAUCGCAUGCCCCAGUGCCCCGAAGGACUUCAAAGUGGCUGAAGUGACCCGUCACCAUGUCCACUUGAUGUGGGAGGCACCUGAACACGAUGGAGGAAGUCCAGUGACACACUAUCAGAUUGAGAAGAGAGAAGUUUCUCGCAAGACAUGGGCCAAGGUGGCUGCUGGCGUCCUUGACCUGGAGCACACGGUAACAGACGUGAUUGAAGGAAAGGAGUAUCUGUUCAGCGUCUCUGCAUGCAACAAGUGUGGACCUGGAGAGCCAGCCUACAUUGAUGAGCCCAUCAGUGUCUCUUCUCCUGCAACUGUACCUGAUCCACCUGAGAACCUUAAGUGGCGCGAUAAGAGUGCCAAGUCCAUUUUCCUGUCCUGGGAGCCUCCAAAAUACGAUGGUGGUGCCCAUAUUAAAGGCUACGUGGUGGACAAGUGCCAGCGUGGUACAGACAAGUGGGAACCCUGCGGUGAUCCCAUCCCUGAACUCAAGUUCCAGGUUACAGGCCUGGUCGAGGGCCAGUGGUACGCCUACAGAGUCAGAGCUUUUAACAAGCUGGGAGCCAGCCGACCUUGCAGGGCUACCGAUGAGAUCCAAGCUGUGGACGCUAAGGAACCUCCUGAGAUCCAGCUCGAUGUGAAGUUGCUGGCUGGUUUAACCACCAGAGCUGGCAGCAAGAUUGAGCUUCCUGCAGAUGUGAAAGGGAAGCCCGAUCCCCGGGUGAAGUGGACCAAAGCAGACGUGGUCCUGCGGGCUGAUGACCGCAUUGCCAUCGACACCCAGCCAGGACACUCGAAGGUUUCCAUUGACAAAACCACCAGAGGAGACACCGCCACCUACAUCAUUGAGGCAGUCAAUGCCUGUGGACGAGCCACUGCCACUAUUGAUGUCAACAUCCUGGAUAAACCGGGCCCUCCAGCUGCUUUAGAUAUCUCUGAAAUCACCAACGAAUCCUGUGUCCUGGCCUGGAACCCUCCCAGAGAUGAUGGUGGGUCUCCCAUCACCAACUACAUUGUGGAAAGUCGUCAGACUGACAAGGAGGAUUGGGUCAAGUUGUCAGCCACGGUGAAGCACACCACCUUCAAGGCCACCAAGCUCACAGCAUUGAAAGAGUACAUUUUCAGGGUCAGUGCUGAGAACCAGUAUGGCAUUGGUGAACCUGCAGAGCAUGUGCCAAUCACUGCCAAGUAUUCCUUCGAUCCUCCGGGUCCUCCAACCAGAAUCACUCCCUCUGACAUCGCCAAGGACGCUGUCACUCUGACCUGGUUAGAGCCUGACGAGGAUGGCGGUAGCCCCAUCACUGGAUACUGGAUUGAGAAGUUAGAUCCGGAGAGUGACAAGUGGAUCAGAUGUAACAAACUGCCCAUCACGGACGCAACAUUCAGGGUAAAGGGUCUCACCGCCAAGAAGAAGUACCGCUUCCGUGUUCUGGCUGAAAAUCUAGCUGGACCUGGAAACCCAAGUGUAGAGACUGAUCCCAUCCUCAUCAAAGAUCCUAUUGAUCCUCCAUGGGCUCCUGGUAAACCUGUCAUCAGGGACAUUGCCAAGACCUCAGCCCUGUUAGGAUGGACUCGUCCAGAGCACGAUGGUGGGGCUAAGAUUGAAGGCUACAUCAUUGAGUUCCAGAAGGCUGGAAGCGAGGAAUGGAUCAAGAUUGCAGAGGAUGUUCCUCAGACAGAGCAUCAGCUGAAGGGCCUAAUAGAAAAGCAAGAAUACUCUUUCAGAGUCAGGGCCGUCAAUAAGGCUGGUGAGAGCGAACCCAGUGAACCCAGCGACCCCGUGGUCUGCAAGGAGAGACUCUAUCCUCCAUCAGCUCCUCAGUGGCUGGAGGUGGCGAACAUCACCAAAAUUAACGCAGACCUAAAGUGGCAGCCUCCCAACAGUGAUGGCGGCUCACCCAUCACCAACUACGUGGUUGAAAAGAGGGACGUGAGGCGGAAGGCGUGGCAGACUGUCGAUACCACCGUCAAGGAACAGAAGUAUACGGUUACCCCUCUCAAUGAAGGAUCGCUGUAUGUGUUCCAGGUUGCUGCAGAGAAUGCCGUUGGGAUGGGUGAAUUUUGCGAGCUGGAGGAUGCCGUUCUUGCCAAGGACACUUUUACAACUCCUGGACCUCCUUAUGCACUGACAGUGGUGGAAGUCACCAAGAGACAUGUGGAGCUGAAGUGGGAACCUCCCAAUAGCGAUGGUGGAAGACCAAUAACAAAGUAUGUGAUUGAGAAGAAAGAAAAGGUGGGAACUCGCUGGCUGAAGUGCUGCAAAACUCCGGACAGAAAGACUCAGUUCAAGGUAACGGAUGUUGAUGAAGGUUCAGAAGUGCAGUUCCAGGUCAGAGCUGAGAACGAGGCUGGAGUUGGAGAUCCAAGUGAACCCACCGUGAUUCUCACCAUUGAAGAUCCAACCAGUGCACCAUCACCUCCACUUGAAGUGGUCAUCCCUGAUGCCAGCAGGGAGCACAUCAAUGUCACCUGGAAGCCUCCAGUCAAGGACGGGGGUUGUCCUGUCACUGGGUACCAUGUGGAGGUGGCAGAAGCCCGUCCAGAGCUAAAGUGGCUCAGGGUCAACAGCAGACCCAUCAAGGAGCUAAAGUUCAGGAUAGAUGAUGGAAUCAAACCUGAGAAAAAGUAUGUCAUUAGGGUUCGGGCCAUCAACUCUGUCGGAGUCAGUGAUCCCUCUGAUGUCUCUGAUAAGGUCGCCACCAAAGAUCCUGACUGUGCUCCAACCAUGGAUUUGGAAGCAAAGGACGUGAUAGUGGUUGAAGGUGAGAAGCUGCACCUGAAUGUUCCCUACAGGGCAAUCCCGACACCCAAGAUGAUUUGGCAGAAGGACACUGUGGAGUGUAAGGCCGGUGACCGGCUCUCCCUGACAGUGGAGAUGAACAGCGCCCACCUGGAGCUGCUCAAGUGCACCCGCGAUGAUGCUGGUGCCUAUGCCAUCACUCUGGAAAACAGUCUGGGAACUGCCACUGGAACCGUCAAUGUCAAAGUCAUCGGACUCCCUGGUCAGUGUAAAACUAUCACCUCCGGUGAUGUCACCAAGAACAGCUGCAAGGUCAGCUGGGAAGCUCCAGAGGAUGAUGGCGGCACCCCCAUUGUCAGCUAUACCCUGGAGCGCCGUGAAGCAUCCAAAAAGACUUACAUGCCCGUUAUGUCGGGAGAAAAUGUCCUAACAAGUACUGUCAAAGAUCUCUUUGUCAACUGUGAGUACUUCUUCAGGGUGAAAGCUGUCAACGAGGUCGGAGCAGGAGAAUAUCUGGAGUUACAAAACCCAGUCAUUAUAGAGGAAAUAAAACAGAAACCAGACCCACCCAUCCAAGUGGAAGCUCAUGACCCAACGUCCAAGUCCAUCACAGUCACCUGGAAGGCUCCAGACUACGAUGGCGGCUGUCCCAUCCAGGGCUACAUCAUAGAGAAGAUCGAGAAGGACGGCGACCGCUACGAGAGGGUCACACCAAGCCUGGUUCCUGGUUUCUCCUACGUGGUGAUGGGCCUAAAGGAGGACAUGGAGUACCAGUUCAGGGUCAGAGCUGAGAAUGCUGCCGGAGUCAGCGAGCCGUCACGCAGCUCACAGCCCAUCAAGGCUGCAGACCCUGUUGAAAAACCCAAGGUCACCCUGCACGCCCGUGUUCAAUCUGGGCUCUGUAUCAAGAAAGGUGAGGAGAUCUGCAUUGACGCCUACAUCUCUGGCUCCCCAUAUCCCAAAAUCUCCUGGCUGAGAAAUGAUGAGGAUGUCACCAAAGAGCCCACCAAGAAGUUAAUUCCUGUUAUCAAGAAGAAGAAGACCAAAGCCAAGGUUUGUGUCUUCACUGAGACAUCUGAAAGUCCUGAAUGUUUCAAGUGUUUCAACCUUUCUGAUUUCUUGCUGCAGGUUCCAGAACCAGAGGAGGAGUUUGUGACUCCCCUGCGUGAGCGUCUGGGUAUAGACCAGACCAAGAAGGGACAAUCUGCACUGAUGAUCCGUGAUGCCGUCAGAACCGAUCACGGCAACUUCACUAUCAAGGUGGAAAACACACAUGGUGUUGCCACCGCUUCCUGCGUCGUCAACGUCCUAGACAAACCUGGUGCUCCGAUUAACGUCACCUUUGAUGAGAUCAGGAACACGUCGGUCAUCUGUAACUGGGAGCCUCCUGAGGAUGAUGGUGGCAGCGAGAUCCUGAACUACAUCCUGGAGAAGAAAGACAACAAGAAGGACGAGACUGGCUGGAUCACCGUCACUUCUACCCUGAAGGGCACCAGCUGCCCCGUCACCAAGCUCAUCGAAGGGAAGGAGUACAUCUUCAAAGUCACUGCUGAAAACAAGUAUGGCUGUGGUCUACCGUGCAUCUCUGAACCACUCGUCGCCAAGAACCAGUUCAGUCCUCCUGAUGCUCCCAACACUCCCAGAGUCCACGAGGUGACGGCAAGCACCGCGCACAUCUCUUGGCAUGAGCCAAAGGACAAUGGAAGCCCGAUCCUGGGUUACUGGAUCGAGAGGAAGGAGGUGAACAGCAAACACUGGACCAGAGUCAACCGAGCCCUCCUCAACUCUCUCGAGGUGAAGGUGACUGGCCUGAUGGAGGGCUUGACCUACAUCUUCAGGGUCUGUGCUGAGAAUCUGGCUGGCCCCGGGCCCUUCAGUGAUCCAACCGAUCGCAUUGUCGCGAUGGAUGAAAUCCUGCCUCCCGGUCCACCAAUUCCAUGGAUCGUGGACACCGGGAAGGACUCUGUUGUUGUGGCGUGGAAGCCCCCGCUGUACAAUGGUGGUGGAGACAUCCUGGGAUACCACGUUGAGAAGGUUCUGGCCGGAGAGAAAGACUGGAGCCGCAGCACCGAGUUCAGGUGUAAAGAGCUGACGUACACUGUGACCGGCCUCACUGAGGGAGCAGAUUAUUAUAUCCGGGUUCUUGCAGUCAAUGACGCAGGCCCAGGAGCUCCUGGUGUUACUGAGCCUGUUACCGUCAAAGAGCCCCAAGAAUCUCCUGUUGUGGAUUUCGAUGACUCUGUGAAGAACGGCGUCAUGAUUAGGGCUGGCGAGUCUCUGAGGCUUCCUGCUGUGGUCCGUGGUCGACCCCAGCCAGAGGUAAAAUGGGCCAAAGAUGAGGCUGAAAUCGACAAAGAGAGGAUGAUUGUGGAGACCGUGGGGAAGAACAGUACAUUGUUCAUCAAGAAGGCUGUGAGGGCAGAUCACGGAAAGUACCAGAUCACCGGCACCAACAGCAGCGGGAGCAAGACCGCCGAGACAAGAGUGGAUGUUAUGGAUGUUCCUGGGCCGGUGGUUGACUUGAAGGCUGUUACAGUUACCAAGAAGAACAUCGUCCUCACCUGGUCUGACCCCGUGGAUAAUGGUGGCAGCGAUAUCAUUGGUUAUGAGGUGCUGAAGAAGGAUGCAAAUAUGAAGCUCUUCCGCCAGCCCAUUGAGACUGCAUCCUGCAAGUGUGAUGUCCAAGCCCUGCUGGCUGGCGACCAGUAUGAUUUCAGAGUCAUUGCCAGGAACAAGUAUGGUGAUGGACUUCCAGCAGACCUGGGUCCCAUCUUAGCUGAGGAUCCAAAAGGUACACCAUCUGCCCCAGAGAAACUGCACUACACCAACAGAAGCAAGAACACCAUCACUCUGGCCUGGCAGCCUCCUCGCACUGAUGGUGGCAGCCCCAUCAGAGGAUACUAUGUGGAGAAGAUGAGGUCUGACAGCACCGAGUUUGAAGUGGCCAACCGCAAUAUCUUCCCUGAGUGCUGUGGAACCAUUGAGAACCUGUCGGAGAACCAGGAGUAUGACUUCCGUGUCAAAGCCGUGAACGAGGUUGGAGAAGGAGAUCCAUCCAAAAAAAUCACAGUCAAGAUCCAGGAUGAUGAGAUUGCUCCCAGCAUUACAAUCUUGAAAUUCAUCAAGAGCAACGCCAUCAAUGUGAGGAAAGGCGCCGCCAUCGACAUCCCAGCAGAAGUGAGGGGACUUCCUCUGCCGACACUGCAGUGGAUGAAGGAUGACAUCGUGAUCGAGAAGACCGAUGAGGAGAAGAUGACGAUGGAGACUGAGGAGGUGGACCGGACAACCAUAAGGACGAAGAUUGCCAUCCCAGAAACCAUAAGGCAGGACAAAGGCAGCUACAAGCUGGUUGCUGAAAACUGCCACGGGAAAGCUCAGAAGAUCAUCAAAGUCGAGAUCCUCGACCGUCCUCUUCCUCCACGGAACAUCGUGGUCUCAGACAUCAAAGCAGACUCGUGCUACCUGACCUGGGACGCUCCAGAAGACAAUGGAGGAAGCGAGAUCACUAACUACAUUGUUGAGCGCAGAGAUGCAAGCAAGAAAAAGUCUGACUUUGAUGUUCUGACCAUCAACCUCAUUGACAGGAGAUAUGGGGUGUACAAACUGGACUUGAAUGGUAGCUACCAGUUCAGGAUCAAAGCUGUAAACAAAUAUGGCGUCAGUGAUGGCUGCGACUCAGAGAAAGUCCAGCUGCGGGAUCCAUUUGGUCUUCCUGGACCUCCACGUAAUCCAAAAAUUAUUGCUGCUACAGCGACCACAAUGACCGUGACUUGGGAUCCCCCUCUGGACAACGGUGGUUCCACCAUCCAGGGAUAUUGGCUGGAGAAGAGGGAACGUGGUGCUGUGUACUGGGGUCAUGUCAACCGAGCUCCAGUCACCAAACCGGCAGUGAAAGGCCUGCAGUACACCGUGCUGAAGCUCAUAGAAGGAACAGAGUACCAAUUCAGGAUUUCAGCCAGCAAUGCUGCUGGUGUUGGACCGCCCAGCGAGGCCACAGAGUGCCGCUUUGCUGUGGAUCCAUGCAACCCCCCAAGCAUACCUGGAAAUCCUGAAAUUAAAGACAAGACCAAGAACAGCAUCACUCUAACCUGGACCCCACCGGACAAAGAUGGCGGGAGCCCAAUCAAGGGUUACAUUAUUGAGGUUCAUGAGGAGGGCUCUCCUGAUUGGAGGAGAGUGAAUCCUGCUGAUAAGCUCCACCCCUCCACUGAAAUCACUGUACCUGACCUGAAGGAAGGCAAGAAGUGCAAGUUCAGGAUUUACGCGGUGAACUCUGCUGGAAACUCAGAGCCUGCUAGGACUGGUGACAUCCUGGUCCAGGACAUCCUGAUUGAGCCAACGGUGACUCUCGAUGUGACUGCUCAAGACCUGCUAAACUGUAGAGCAGGAACGACCAUUAAGAUUCCUGCCACCAUCACCGGCCGACCGGUCCCCAAAGUCACCUGGACUUUCGAUGGGACGGCUGAGACUGAGAAAAAGAACGAUCUACACACUCUGCCAAUUGACUCAGAGAUCCAUUCCACCGACACAACCUCAGUGAUUGUGAUCCCAGCCUGCAAACUAAACCACAGUGGCAGAUACAUCAUCAACGCAGAGAGCCCUGCUGGACACAGAGUGGUCAAAGUCAGAGUCAGCGUCCUCGACCUGCCCGGACCUCCCAGAGACCUGAAGAUUAGUGACGUGACCAGGGGAACAUGCAGACUCACCUGGAAACCCCCAGAGUGUGAUGGAGGAGAGAGGGUUAAGAGCUACUUUAUUGAAAAGAAAACAGCAGAGGGAAAAGCAUGGACCAAGGUAAACCCGGCCUGCACUGCUCAGUCUCUGGUGGUGCCAGAUCUGAAUGAAGGCCAGGAGUACCUUUUCCGUGUACGUGCUGAGAACCGCUUUGGGUUUGGCCCCUACAUCGCAAGCAUUGAAAGGACCAAGGCCAGAGAUCCAAUCCAUCCUCCCGAUCCUCCAACAAGGUUGAAGAUCCAGAGCGUCAGGAAGGGCACAGUAACUCUGACCUGGAAGGCUCCAAAGAACGAUGGUGGUUCACCUGUAACCCACUACAGCGUUGAUCUCCUCUGCUGGGACAGCAGUGGCACCCAGAAGGAGUCCUGGAGGAGGUGCAACAGGAGAGAUGUGGACACCACCAGCUUUAAAGUGGAGGACCUUACAGAGGGAGAUGAGUAUGAGUUCAGGGUGAUGGCUUACAAUGAAGUCGGACCCAGCCGACCUUCAACUACAGCUGGACCAAUCAUCAUCCAGGACCAGAGCUGUGCUCCAUCCAUCGAGCUGAAGGAGUUCAUGGAGGUGGAGCAGGGCUCCGACAUUAGCAUUGUGGCCCAAAUUCGUGGCUGUCCAUUCCCUACACUCACCUGGUACAAGGCUCCGCCCCACAAGUCCGACGCCAAGGUGGAGGUUCAGUACGACGAGCAUAUAAAUAAGAUUGUUUCGGACGACAGCUGCACACUGCUCAUCCAGCAGGGCAAACGUCGCGACACAGGCCUGUACACGCUGGUGGCUUCCAACAGCCUUGGCAAGGCCUCCAAGGAGAUGAGGCUCAACGUGCUCGGCCGCCCCGGUCCUCCCUCUGCUCCCAUUAAGUUUGAGGAGAUUGGAGCUGAGAAGAUCACGCUUUCCUGGCUGCCGCCGAAGGACGAUGGUGGCUCCAAAGUCACAAACUACGUCAUCUGGAGGCGGGUGGCCAACAGAAAGACUUGGGUGCCUGUCACCAGUGAGCCGAAAGAGCGGAUCUGGACAGUGGAGAACUUGAUGAGGGGACAUGAGUACGUGUUCCGCAUUAUGGCACAGAACAAGUAUGGAGUCGGAGAGCCAUUGGACAGUGAGCCCGAGGUGGCCCGAGAUCUCUACACUGCACCUGGUCAGGUUGAAAAGCCGACAGUUACCAGCGUAACCAUGGACUCCAUGACCGUUAACUGGGAAGAACCUGAGGACGAUGGGGGGUCCCCGAUCACUGGCUACUGGCUGGAACGCAAGGAGACAACUGGCAAACGCUGGACCCGUGUCACCCGCGACCCGAUCCGUCCCAUGGGCCUGGGCGAGUCGUUUGUGGUGAGCGGACUCAUUGAGGGAUCCCAGUAUCUAUUCCGAGUCUCUGCCAUCAAUGCCGCAGGGCCCGGACUUGCUAGCCCUCCCACUGACCCCAUCUUUGCCAGAGACCCUAUCACGCCGCCAUCUCCUCCAACCCCAAAGGUUUCUGACUGGACAAAGUCUACAGUGGACCUGGAGUGGAUUCCUCCUCUGAAGGAUGGAGGCUCCAAGAUCAUUGGUUAUUGGGUGGAGCACAAAGAGGAGGGCACUGAAGCCUGGGUCAAGGCCAAGGACACGGAAAUCCGUGGCACCCGGUUUGUGAUCACUGGUCUGAAGACUGGUGGUAAAUACAGGUUCAGAGUGAUUGCCUUCAAUGCUGCUGGCAAUGGUGAGCCAGGAGAAGUCCCAGAGGUUCUCGAGGUGAAUGACAGAAUUGUUGCGCCAGAGGUUGACUUGGAUGCCUCGGUGAAAGAAAGAAUAGUGGUCCACGCUGGCGGCGUGAUCCGAAUCAUUGCCUACGUGUCAGGCCAGCCAUCCCCCGAUGUCACCUGGAGUAGAGAUGGAGCUGCACUGCCUCCUGAGGCUAAAGUGGAGACCACAGCCAUCAGCUCAUCUCUUGUCAUCAAACCUUGCACUAGGAAACACCUUGGUGUGUACACACUGACCGCCAAAAAUGCUGGAGGAGAGAAGACAAAGAAGAUCACAGUGGAAGUUCUGGAUGUUCCCGGGCCAGUACGCAUCCCCGUAGUUGCAGAGAACCUGAGCAGUGACUCCUGCAAAAUCAACUGGUACUUCCCUGAGAAUGAUGGCGGCUCACCUAUAAGCAACUUCAUUAUUGAGAAACGUGAGGGUGAGCGCAAAGUCUGGACGUCGCUGUCCUACACCGCCAGCAGACAGAACGCUGUGGCUCAUGACCUCACACCUGGAAAGGCCUACUUCUUCAGAGUAGCUGCAGAGAAUGCCAUCGGUAUUGGACCCUUUCUGGAGACUGCAGCUGAGACUGUCGUCAAGGAACCCAUCAGUGUUCCAGACCGUCCAGAGGAGGUGGAAGUCACCAAGGUCACCAAAGAUUUGAUCAGCAUCGCUUGGAAGGCGCCCAAGUAUGACGGUGGCUCAGAGAUCACUAUGUAUAUCCUGGAAGCACGCAUGAUUGGCAAAGACAAAUUCACUAGACUGACCAAGGAGAACCUGAUGGACAGGAAAUACACCUACGAUGGCCUCAGGGAGGGUGACACCUAUGAGUUUAGGGUCAUUGCUGUCAAUGAGGUUGGCCCCAGCAAACCAUCUUUCUGCACCAAACCAGUCACCUGCAAGGACGAGCUAGAGCCGCCCACCAUUGAGCUAGAUUUCCGCGAUAAGAUCAUCAUCCGUGUGGGGGAGAGCUGCCUGCUGCAGGGCCGCUAUACUGGUAAACCACCUCCAUCCAUCACGUGGUAUCGUGACGACAAGGAGCUGAAAGCUGACAAACACAUCAUGUUCAAGAACACGCUAACCACCAUGUCACUGGGCCUGAUGAAGGCAGAACGUGAACACAGCGGCAGAUACGUGGUCAUUGUAGAGAACAGUACCGGAUCCAGGAAGGGAGUCUGCAACAUCACAGUUGUUGACCGCCCGACUCCUCCUGUUGGCCCAGUGGUGUUUGAGGAGGUUCACAGGGAAUACAUGGUGAUCUCCUGGAAGCCUCCUUUGGACAGUGGUGGUGUUGAUGUCUCUAAUUACAUAAUUGAGAAAAGAGACAUCAACAGAGAAACCUGGACCACAGUAACAUCUGCCACCACCAAGACCACAUGCAAAAUCCCCAAGCUGACAGAGGGCAGGGAGUAUAUAAUGAGAAUCUGUGCUGAGAACAUGUACGGUAUCAGCGACCCUCUGGAAUCUGAGGAGAUGAAAGCCAAAGAUCUCUUCAGAGUCCCCGAAGCCCCUGAAAUGCCAACAGUCAGGGAGGUGUAUGGCACCAAUGCUCUAGUGCUGUGGAACCGACCUCGUGAUGGUGGAAAGCCCAUCACCAACUACAUCCUGGAGAAAAAAGAGACCACAGCCAAGAGGUGGUCCAGGGUCACCAGAGACCCACUGUACCCAGCCACUCAGUAUCGAGUCCAGGAUCUAGUGGAGGGCUGCGAGUAUGAAUUCAGGGUGAUGGCUGAGAAUGAGCUCGGACCUGGAGAUCCCAGUGUCCCCUCCAAGCCCAUACUUGCCAAAGACCCUAUUGUGCUCCCCAGUCCUCCUGUGACCCCCGAGGCCUAUGAUAAGACCAAGGACUCCGUCAGCCUGAAGUGGAAGAUGCCACGCCACGACGGGAGGGGACGAAUCUUUGGAUACCUUGUGGAGUACCAGAAGCCUGGUGCCGUGGAGUGGAUGCAAGCCAACGAAACCCCAGAGCAGUGCCCUGACCUCCACUAUGUGGUGACAGGGCUGGCUGAUGGACACGAGUACAAAUUCAGGAUCUUCACUGUCAAUGCUGCUGGCAAAUCAGAUCCUGCUUAUGUCAAGGACACCAUUAAAGUCCAUGACAGGCUUGAGGAACCAGAGUUGCUGCUGGAUGCCAACAUGGCACGUGACCACCUGGCCAUGCUGGGCACUGACAUCACCCUGAGUGCCACCAUCAAAGGUGUGCCGACGCCCACAGUCAGCUGGAAGAAGAAUGAUGCAGACGUUCCUGCUCACAUCACCGUCGCUGUUACUGCCACUGGCAGCAAAGUCUUCAUCCCGAAGUGCGUCCGCGCAGACUCUGGCAACUACACCAUCACUGUUGAGAAUGCUGCUGGAAAGAAGACAGCAACCGUUGCUGUGCUUGUGCUGAACAAGCCUUCUCCUCCCAGGGACUUGGUAAUCUCUGAUGUGACCAGUGAGUCCGCCUACCUCACGUGGAAGGCUCCAGAGGACAAUGGCGGUGCCGUCAUCUCUCAUUACAUCGUGCACAAGAAGAACGUGGCUGCUGAGCAGUGGGUACCUGUUGCUGUGGCCAAUAAGAAACUGAGUCUGAUGGCCCUGUACCUGAUGGAAGGAAUCCAGUAUUUGUUCAGGGUAGCUGCAGAGAACCAGUUUGGCAGGAGUGAUUAUGUAGUGACCAAAACACCCAUCAAGGCUGUCGAUCCUCUCUAUCCUCCUGGCCCACCCAAAAACCUGCACCAUACUGAUGCAGACAAGACAGAAGUUUGGUUGGCAUGGGAGUGGCCUGACCGCACCGGCGGAAGUGAAAUUACUGGCUUCAUUGUGGAGCACCAAGAAGAGGGUCAGACUGACUGGGUCACCUUCAAGACCGUAAGCAACAAUCACACCCAUGUCACAGGUCUGGAGGAGGGCAAGACUUACCGCUUCAGAGUCAAAGCGCAGAACGCCAUUGGCGUGAGCCGUCCCGACACCAGUGUCCCUGUCACAUGUCAGGAGAAAACAUUGCCACCUACUAUUGAAGUUGAUGUAAAGCUUAUUGAGGGUCUCAUUGUCAAAGCUGGCACCGCUAUUGCUCUUCCAGCCAAGAUGGUGGGCAUCCCUCUUCCCACUGCCAAAUGGAUGACUGAUGGCAAAGAGAUCACAUCUGAGGGCCGCCAUCACAUUCAGUCAGCUGAAUCCACAACCACCCUAAGUAUCCCUGAGUGCCAGAGAGCAGACACUGGAGAGUAUAUACUCACUGUGUCAAAUCCUGCAGGCAGCAAAACUGUUGCCCUUCAUGUGACCGUCCUGGAUCUUCCAGGUCCACCCAUUGGACCUAUUAAUAUUUUGGAAGUCACCCCUGAUUACAUGAUGAUCCAAUGGAGAGCCCCAAAGGAUGAUGGUGGAACACCUAUCACCAACUAUGUGGUGGAAAAGAAGGAUGUGAAAAAACCAUGGGAGCCUUGGUCUGUGGUUAGCUCCAGUGGCACAGUGACCAGAGCCAAGGUGUCCAGACUAGAGAAAGGCCGUGAGUACAUUGUCCGUGUGCGUGCUGAGAACAAGAUUGGUAUUGGUGCCCCACUUGAGAGUCCUCCAACUAUUGCCAAACACAUGUUUAACCCUCCCGGCCCACCAGGCCUACCAGAAUGUUCUGAUAUAACAGAGAAUGCUGUAACAGUGUCAUGGAGCCUGCCUGACUAUGAUGGAGGAAGUCCUAUCAGUGGUUAUGUGGUUGAACGCAGAGAAAUGACAGGAAAGUGGAUCCGUGUCAAUAAAACACCUGUUCUCGACCUCAGAUAUAGAGUCUCUGGCUUAUUUGAAGGGAACACUUAUGAGUUCAGAGUAUUUGCAGAAAACAUUGCUGGUAUCAGUGAGCCCUCGCUUACCUCUGAUCCCAUCAAGGCCACCCGAGCCAUCACCAAACCUGGCCCCCCUGGUAAUCUUAAACUGAAAGACUGGAGUAAGUCACAUGCUGACAUCUGUUGGACCAAGCCUACAAGAGAUGGAGGUAGUCCCAUUCUGGGGUAUGUAAUUGAGGCUCAGAAGUCAGGAACUGCCCAGUGGGACAGAAUCAACAAAGACCUUGUCAAGAUGUGUGCCUAUAGAGUUCCAGGCCUCAUUGAAGGACUAGAGUACAGACUCCGCGUCAGAGCCACCAAUAAGGUUGGAGACAGUGAACCCAGGGAGCUACCUCAGACUAUCUUGGCAAAGGACAUCCUGGUACCACCUGAAGUUGUUGUUGAUGUGUCAUGCCGUGACUCUGUGACAGUCAGAGCAGGUCAGAUUAUCAGUUUGAUCACUAGAGUCAAAGGCAGACCCGAUCCAGAGAUCACUUGGACCAAGGAUGCCAGAGCUUUGCCCAGGGAUAAGCGCACACAGAUGAACAACAACUACCCACUGUGUGAACUCAUCAUAGACGAUGCAGUCAGAUCAGACUACGGUAAAUAUGCUAUUGUGGCUAAGAACAGCAGCGGGCAGGCACAGGCUACCAUUCUUGUCAAUGUCCUAGACACACCGGGAGCUUGCCAGAAUAUAAAAGUGGCUUAUGUGACCAAGAAAUCCUGCAUGGUUUCCUGGGAGAACCCUGAAGACAAUGGAGGAACUGAGAUCACGCAGUACAUUAUUGAAUGUCGUCAGCCCAGCCAGCGAGGAUGGACAGUGGUUUCCAAUGACUGCACUAAGCGUCUGAUAAAGGCUCCUCUUACAGAAAGUUGUGAAUAUUUCUUCCGGGUCAGUGCAGAGAACAAGAUUGGCGCUGGUCCACCCACUGAGACCAAGACACCUGUAUUGGCAGUUGAUCCCAUUGAGAAACCUGGUGAACCCAUUGACUUCCAUAUAUCUGAGAUAGGCAAGACCUUCUGCUUCCUCAAGUGGAAGAAGCCAGAUUAUGAUGGCGGUAGCCGUAAUCUGGGUUAUCAUAUUGAAAAGAAACCAAAGGAGGCUGAUGAGUGGGAGAGGCUUCACAAGGGUGCCAUCAAGGAGACUUACUUCAUGGCCGACAGAUGUAUCGAAAACCAGAUCUACCAGUUCAGAGUUCAGACUAAGAAUGAGGGCGGUGAAAGCAACUGGGUUACCACAGCUGAAGUCAUGGUUAAGGAACAGUUAGUGAUCCCUGAGAUCAAGAUUAAAUUGGAUGGAACCCUUAUAGUGAAAGCAGGAGGCUCCAUUCCUAUAGAGGCAACAGUGACAGGCAAACCCCAGCCUGAUAUCAAAUGGACCAGGGAUGAAAGCACAGAGGAGAUUAAGAAGGGCCCCAGGCUUCAAAUCGAAAGUGGUGCAGACUUCUCUAAACUUCUGAUUACUGGAGCAAGGCGCACUGACAGUGGCAAAUAUGCUGUUACUGCCUCCAACAAUGCAGGAACAUGCUCUGCUCAUGCCAAGAUCAUUGUACUGGAUAGACCUGGCCCCAUCAGGGAUCUCAAGAUAUCCGGUAUCACUAAUGACAGGUGUCAUCUGGCCUGGGAAAUCCCAGAGGAUGAUGGUGGCUGUGAUAUCUACAACUACAUAAUUGAGAAAUGUGAGACCAAGAGGGGAGUCUGGUCUGUUCACUCCAAUGCCGUCAUCACCAACAAAGCGAAGGUAACUCGUCUUAUUGAGGGUAAUGGGUAUAUGUUCAGAGUUAGAGCCGAGAAUAAGAUGGGCUCUGGACCAGCAGUACAGAGUGAAGGUAUUGUUGCUGGAACGCAGUUCAGUGUACCUGGUGCUCCAGAAGCACCAGAGGUCAUCAAGAUUGCCAAGGAGGAGAUGACUGUUCAGUGGUCAGAGCCAGAGAAAGAUGGUGGAAAGCCAAUCACAGGAUAUCUGUUGGAGAAGAGAGAGGAGCAUGCUGUUAAGUGGUCUCCUGUCAACAAGGAUCCAAUUCCUGGAACUCGUUUCACAGUUACUGGACUCCUUCCACUUCAUGAAUACCAAUACAGAGUGAAGGCGGUGAAUGAAAUUGGCAUCAGCAACCCAAGCAAGGCUUCACGGGCAAUCACUGCUAAGGAUGCAGUUGAGCCGCCUGCACCUCCUACUAACUUGAAGGUUGUGGACAGCACCAAAUCCACAGUCACCUUGGGAUGGACCAAGCCGGUGUCAGAUGGCGGAGCUCCCAUCAUUGGUUAUGUUGUGGAGAUGAGGGCACAGGGAUCUGUUAAGAAAGGUGAAGAUGGCUGGAAGAGGUGCAACGUGGCAGCUCAGCUGAUCAUAUGCGAGUUCACAGUCACAAGUCUGGAUGAGAACCUUGUGUAUGAAUUCAGAGUGUCAGCUCAGAACCAGGUGGGCAUGAGCCUGCCAUGCAAUCUGGAAGGUGCCGUGAUUCCCAGGGAGAUUCUAGAGACACCCGAGAUAGACUUGGAUGCCAACCUAAAACAGGGAUUAACCGUAAGAGCCGGUUGUCCCAUCAGAUUAUGUGCCACCAUCAGAGGCAGACCACCUCCAAAGGUGAUUUGGAGGAGGAUGGGUAUCGACAACGUGGUCAGGAAGGGUAAAGUUGACAUCAUUGACACCAUGACCUUCCUGGUCAUUCCCAACAGCACACGUGAUGAAUCUGGAAAAUACUGCCUGACUCUGCAGAAUCCUGCUGGAGAGAAAGCUGUGUUUGUCAAUGUGAAGGUUCUGGACACUCCUGGACCCGUGAUGAAUCUGGAAGCUACAGACAUCAAACAGACAUCAGCAAUGCUGUCUUGGAACCCUCCAGAGAACAAUGGUGGCAGUGACGUCACACAUUAUAUUGUUGAGAAGCGUGAGAUUGACCGCAAAACCUGGGCAACUGUCAAGGCCGAAGUAGCACUCGAUAAGAUUCCAUUCAAAGUCACCAAUCUGAUACCAGGAACAGAAUACUACUUCAGGGUCACAGCUGUCAAUGAGUAUGGUUCUGGGGUUCCCAAAGUGACACCCACGUCUUACCUGGCUUCUGAUCCUGUCAGCAAGCCAGAUCCUUGUCAGAAAAUUGAAGUCCUAGAAAUCACAAAGAACAGUGCUUUGGUCGGGUGGGUGAAGCCUGCAGGGGACGGUGGUGCCAAGAUUGAUGGUUAUGUAAUUGAAUACAUUGAGGUCAAACCUCCUCCAGAGCCACCAGCAGCUGUGGAGGUUCCUGAAGGAGAGGAAGCUCCUCCACCACCUCCACCACCACCAGUUAUAGAGGAGGAAGAGAAGCCAGAGCCUGAAAAGGAAGUGUGGAACGCUUAUACUACAGUUAAAGGUUUGACAGUCAGCAUCAGUGGACUGAAGGAGGGCAAGAGGUACAAGUUCAGAGUGGCUGCCAAAAACACCAUGGGUCUCAGCUUGUUCACUGAAACCAGAGACCCUGUCGAGAUCAAGGAACAAAUGUUGGAACCAAAGAUUGUCAUGCCAGAGGCAGCAAGUGCUAGAGCUGGAGCCAAGCUUAGAGUGGAGGCAGUGGUUUCAGGAAAACCGACCCCAACCUGCAAGUGGCUGCGUGGCGAAAAAGCCGUGGUUCCAUCCAGCCGCCUGGCUGUGCAUCAGUCAGGCAACUUGUGUGUCUUGAUCAUCAAAGAUGUAUCAAGGACUGACACUGGAGAGUACAGCCUUGUGGCUGAGAACAGCACUGCAAAGGUGACCCAGACCAUGAAGAUUGUCAUCAGAGAUAUACCCGGGCCUCCUGAGGGCCCUGUAGAGAUCAGCGAUAUUGACUCUGAUGCUUGUUCCUUAUCCUGGAAUAAACCUCUGGAGGAUGGAGGGAGCAACAUCACUAACUACGUGGUGGAGAAAUGUGAUGUGAGUAGAGGCGACUGGGUGACUGCUGUCUCUACAUGCCCAAAGACUAAUUGCAGGCUGGGAAAGCUUGUCCCUGGGAAGGAGUAUGUGUUCCGCAUCCGUGCUGAGAACCGCUUUGGCGUAUCAGACCCCAUUCAAUCCGACAGGAUGGUCGCAAAGUUCCCCUUUGAUGUUCCGAGUGAACCCUUUAACUGCCGCAUCAACAAGACCAACAAAGACUGUAUGUUUGUGGCCUGGGAUAAGCCAGAGAGUGAUGGAGGCAGUCCCAUCACGGGUUACUACAUUGAGCGCAAAGAGAGGAACAGUCUGCUGUGGGUGAAGGCCAAUGACACUGUUGUUCGAAGCACUGAGUACCCAUGUGCUGGCCUCAUCGAGGGCCUGGAAUACACCUUCAGAGUAUCAGCUAUUAAUCGCGCUGGCCAGGGCAAACCAAGCAAGAAGACUGACUUUUUCACUGCAAGAACACCCGUUGACACUCCAGGUAAACCUGAAGUCCUGGAUGUAACCAAGAACUCAGUCACUCUGGUUUGGACCCGUCCUAAGAAUGAUGGAGGUAGCAAGAUCAUUGGUUACUAUGUUGAGGCCCUGCGGGUUCCAGGAGACACUUGGAUACGCUGCAACACAAGUAGCCAGAAUGUGCCUAAGGAGGAGUACACAGUUACUGGCCUGGAGAGAGACUUGCAGUACCAGUUCAGAGUUAUUGCGAAAACUGCUGUCAACAUAAGCAGUCCCUCAGAACCCACAGACCCUGUCCUCGUGUGUGCUGAAAAUGUUCCUCCAAGGGUGGAGCUCAAUGCCAGGAUGCAGAAGGGUUUGAAGGUGAAGGCUGGAACUACAAUCCUCCUGGAGGCUGAUGUGUUCGGUAAGCCCAUGCCCAGAGUGACCUGGAAGAGAGGUGACGACAAUCUGAAGUCAGGUGAAGGCCAGGUUAUUACCCACCAAAGAAAUCACUUUCAGCUGGAAAGGACAGGUGUCACCAAGGAGCAUACAGGAACAUACACCAUCUUGGCUGAGAAUGCCAGUGGCUCCAAGAGUGCUGAGAUCCAGGUCAUUGUGCUAGAUGUACCUGGUCCUCCUGCAAAUUACAAAUGCGUUGAGGUGUUUGCCACUAGCAUCAAGUUGUCUUGGGAACCUCCUCUUAAGGAUGGUGGUGCCCCAGUCACCAACUAUAUUGUGGACAAGCGUGAAACCAGUAGACCUGAAUGGGCUCAGGUUGCAGGUAAAAUAAAGGGUGACAUCCUUGAUUUCACUGUGGCAAAGUUAAUUGAAGGUCGUGAAUACCAGUUCAGAAUCCGCGCUGAGAACACGUGGGGAGUUGGAGACCCUCUUAUCACCGGCCCUGUCAUCGCCAAGAACCCAUUCACUGUCCCUGGCCCCUGUGAAGCCCCAGUGAUCACCAAUGUAACCAAGGACCGUAUGACCGUGAGCUGGAAGGAGCCUGCAGAUGAUGGAAAGUCCACUAUCCUGGGUUACAUGUUGGAAAAGAAAGAGACCAAGGAAAUGAAUUGGACCAAGUUAAAUAGGAAGCCACUGACAGAAAGAAGUCUGGAGGUCACAGGCCUCACAGAGGGAGUCGAGUAUGAGUUUAGAGUUAUUGCUGUCAACGUGGCUGGGCCCAGCAAACCCAGCGAGCCUUCUUCUGGCAAUGUUGCACAGAAUCCUAUUACUCCUCCUGGACCUGUUGUGAAUCCCAGUGUGACUGACACCACCCACAGCACCAUCAGUCUUGCCUGGACUGCCCCCACCAACAAUGGUGGAAGCCCCAUUAUUGGAUACUUGGUGGAGUGCAAGAGGACAGACACCAAAGACUGGAUCCGCUGUAAUGUCCCAAGGAACCUGCAGGAGACCCACUACGUCAUUCAAAACCUCAUUCAUAAGUCAGAAUACCAGUGCCGCAUUACUGCUGUCAACAAGAUUGGCUUUAGUGAACCAGUUGAAGUCCCUGGGAAACAUGUUGCCAAGGACAUCGUUGUUGCUCCUGAGGCAGAACUGAGUGCAGAGCUGAAGGAUGGCCUGGAGCUACGUGCUGGUGCCACCAUGAGACUGCAUGCCACCAUCAAGGGUUGUCCCACUCCCAAGAUAACUUGGGCAAAGAUGAACACUAACAUUAAAGACCGUCAGGGCAUCAUCAUCAAAUCCACCCAUGUUGACACCAUGGUGAUGGUGGAGAAAGUGAACAGAUAUGAUGCUGGCAAAUACAUUCUGAGCUUGGACAGCUUAGCUGGCAUGAAGAUGUACACCAUCGUUGUCAAAGUUUUUGACACUCCUGGACCACCAGUUAAUCUAAUGGUGAAGGACACAUGUAAGGAUAGUGCCUCCAUCUACUGGGAUGCUCCUCUGAUUGACGGUGGCUUUGAAAUUACCCACUACAUAGUACAGAAGCAUGACACUGAGAGGAAGGCUUGGUCUACCGUUUCCACCAACUGCAAUAAGACGUCAUUCAAGGUUCCAGACCUAGAUGCUGGGCGGUCCUACUGCUUCAGAGUGGCAGCAGUUAACCAGCUGGGUACUGGAGAGUUCUGUGAGACUGAUGAUUCAGUCAGAGCAACAGAGGAGCCUGGGCCUGUCAUGGACUUCAAGACCCUGCUGGUUACCAAGGAUUCUUGCACUUUAAGCUGGAAGAAACCCCUCACUGAUGGUGGUAGUCGCAUCAUCUGUUAUGUACUUGAGGUUCUCAAUGGUGAGGAUAAAUACAAGGAGCUAAUGAGGUCUAAGAAUAUGCAGUACAGUGCCAAGGACCUGGUGGAGGAUAGAGAGUAUACCUACAGAGUCAAAGCUGUGAAUGACACAGGAGAGAGUGCUCCCAAGGAGCUGAAAGUGGUUGCCAAGGACCAGAUCAUUCUUCCCAGUUGUGACUUGAGGGAGUUGCCCAACAUGUGCUACAUUGCCAAGGAAGGCAGUACCGUCCGCCUGAAGAUCCCAAUUAUUGGCAAGCCUACACCCAAGGUAACCUGGAAGAAAGGAGAUGAUGAAGACCUGACAGACACUGGCCGAGUGUGUGCCGAGUCCUCAGCAGUUAACACCACCCUCCUCAUCAGGGACUGCCAAAGGACUGAUGCUUCCAAAUACACCAUCACCCUGAGAAACAGUGCUGGAAGCAAAGAGUCCACCAUCUUUGUCAGGGUGGUGGGUAAACCUGGCAUUCCUGGAGGACCAGUAAAGUUCAAAGAUGUUGCUGCUGAUGGUGCCACAUUAAAGUGGGGUCCUCCCAAGGAUGAUGGUGGCUCUGAAAUUACCAACUAUAUCCUGGAAAAGAGGGACUCCAUCACAAACAUGUGGGUGACUGUGUCCUCUGUUGUGGAGACCAACACCAUGAGAGUAACUGGUCUUCAUGAGGGCACAGAAUACAUCUUCAGAGUAUGUGCCGAGAACAAGUAUGGGGUCGGCGAAGGGCUCAAAUCUGAGCCGACUGUAGCCAAACAUCCAUUCAAUGUUCCUGAUGCUCCUGCUCCUCCUCAGAUUAUGAGCAUGCGCCAUGAUUCAGCUUAUCUUGCCUGGACUGAUCCAAGGAAGACUGGAGGAUCUCCUAUUACGGGCUAUCAUGUUGAGUUCAAGGAGAGAAACAGUAUGUUGUGGAAGAGGGCAAGCCCAGCUGCCUUGAAGAUGAGAGAACAUAAAGUCACUGGGCUGACUGAAGGUCUGGAGUAUGAGUUCAGAGUGAUGGCAAUUAAUUUGGCUGGAAUUGGUAGACCAAGUGCCCCCACUGAUCCACAGGUGGCCCUGGACCCCAUUGAUGCACCUGGUAAACCAGAUGUAAUCAGCAUUACAAGGAGCACUGUGACCCUCCAGUGGACUGAACCUCAGUUUGACGGUGGCCACCGACUGACGGGCUACAUUAUUGAGAAAAGAGACCUGCCUUCUAAAAUCUGGGUAAAGGCAAACAAUGUGAAUGUUGUGGAACCUGCAUUCACUGUCACUAAAUUGCAAGAGGGCUGCAAAUACGAGUUCAGAAUUCGGGCAAAGAAUGCUGCGGGCGCUCUCAGUCCACCCUCUGAGCAGACAGAUACCAUUAUCUGCAGAGAUGAAUAUGCUGCGCCAACCAUUAUAAUUGAUGCUCAGGUGAUGGAAGGCUUGACUGUCCGAGCUGGCGAUACUAUCGUCAUCACUGCCACAAGCAUUUUAGGGAAACCUGCACCAACCUCCUGCUGGUCAAAGGGAGGAAAGUACUUUAAACCCUCGGAUCUUGUUCAAAUUGAGACCACUGCCACAUCCUCCACUUUGUCGGUCAAAUAUGCUAGCAGGAAGGACUCUGGAGACUACAUAAUCACUGCCAGUAAUCCCUUUGGUGUAAAGGAGGAAACUGUGAAGGUCAAAGUUCUGGAUGUUCCUGGUGCUCCUGGACCCAUUGAGUGCAGUGGUGUAUCCUCAGAAAAAGUGACUCUUACAUGGACAGCUCCUACUGAAGACGGAGGCUCUCCUAUCAAGUAUUACACCCUGGAGAAGAGGGAGACCAGCCGUUUGCUCUGGACUAUCCUGGAAGAUAACAUUAUUGAUUGUCACUAUGUGGCCAACAAACUCAUCCAGGACAAUGAAUACUUCUUCAGAGUCUCUGCUGUUAACCAGUAUGGUGCCAGUGAGCCAUCUCACUCUGAAGCAGUUAAAAUGGUAGAUAGAUUUGGUCCACCUGGUCCACCUUCCAAACCAGAGGUUGAAAAAGUCGAUGGACAUUCAGCCACUGUGACCUGGAGAAGACCAACUGAAGAUGGAGGAAGCGACAUCAUAGGUUAUUGUGUUGAAAAGAAAGAGAAAAAAGGCAUGAGAUGGGUCAGAGCAUCCAAGAAAUCCAUCACUGAACUCAGCUUUGAAGUCACAGGUCUUACUGAGGAUGUGGAGUACGAGUUCCGUGUUCUUGCUGAGAACAGAGCUGGGUUUGGCGAGCCAAGUGAACCAUCGAUGGUUGUCAGGACAAUAGUUGUUGCCUAUCCACCUGGACCUCCAGUCAAUCCAAGAGUUACAGACACAACCAAAACCACUGCCACUCUGAACUGGGGAAAACCUCUUCAUAAUGGUGGACUGGAAGUUACUGGAUAUGUCAUUGAGCACAAAAAAGAAGGAACAGAAGAAUGGGUUAAGGAUACCCCAUCAUCUCCACUUAGGAUCACAGAAUUUGUUGUUCCUGAACUAGACACUGGUGCAAAAUACUGCUUCAGAAUUAGUGCUGUGAAUGCUAAAGGAGUGGGAGAACCUGCCGAAACUAAGGAAUUCACUGAGAUUGUGGAGCAUGCAGCUGAACCUGGAAUGGAGCUUGAUGUUGAGCUCAGAAGAACUCUUGUUGUCAGAGCUGGCUGCUCCAUUCGCCUUUUUGUGCCAAUCAAGGGACGUCCUACACCUACUGUCACCUGGACCAAGGAAGGCGGACCUGUUCCACGUGCAGUCAUUGACAGCACUGAAUCAUUUACGAUGCUGAUCAUUCCUGAGAGUUCAAGAAUUGAUGCAGGUAAAUACGAGCUUACCCUCGAAAACUCAGCUGGAAAGAAGAGUGCUGACAUACACGUGAGAGUUCUGGAUUCACCUGGGCCUCCGCUUAACCUAAAACCAAUCAAGAUUGACAAAGAAAGCAUUACGCUUCAGUGGGAAAUGCCUCUCAUUGAUGGUGGUGCAAAGAUCACAAACUAUAUCAUUGAGAAAAGAGAAUCAACACGCAAGGCUUUUGCUACUGUUGUUACAAAGUGCCCAACUACUUCAGUCAGAAUUUGUGACCUGGGUGAAGGUUGUGAGUACUAUUUCAGAGUGUCUGCUGAGAAUGAGUAUGGUAUCGGUGAGGCGGUUGAAACUUCUGAUCCAAUUCGCGCAUCCCAGACACCAAGCUCUCCAGAGAGCAUUAUUCCUACUGAUAUCACCAAGAACUCUAUCAGCCUGGCUUGGACCAAACCUAAGCAUGACGGUGGAAGCAGAAUUACAGGAUAUGUCCUGGAAGCCAAGAAGAAGGGAACUGAUCAGUGGUCUCAUAUUACGACGGUCAAGAACAUGGAUUUCACUGUGAAGAAUCUCAAUGAGAAUGAGGAGUACAUUUUCCGUGUAAUGGCUGUCAAUCAUUCAGGUAGGAGUAUUCCAAAGGAGAGCAAACCCAUUGUUGUCAAGGAUUCUACUUCUUUGCCAGAGUUUGACCUGCGUGGAGUUUGUCACAAGACUGUUAUUGCCAAGGCAGGAGAUGAUAUCAAGGUUGAAAUUCCAGUUAUGGGACGUCCUAGACCAACUGUCUCUUGGCAGAAGGAUGGCGCAGCCCUGAAACUCACACAGAGGACCAAUGUAGAAACUACUGCUGCUACGGUCAUUAUCAGCAUCAGUGAGUGCACCAGAGCUGACAGUGGUGUAUACACCAUGACAGGAAAGAACAUUGUUGGAUCUGUGACAGACAGCAUCACUCUGAAAGUUCAUGAUGUACCUGGUCCACCCAAAGGACCCGUUAAGAUUGUGGAAAUAUCUCGUACUUAUUGUAUCUUUUCAUGGGAAGCUCCUGAGAAUGAUGGAGGGGUUCCCAUCAACAACUAUGUCAUUGAAAUACGAGACACCACUUCUCAAACAUGGACUGAGUUGUCGUCUACCAUCAUCCGCACAAUGUUUAAAGCCAUCCGGUUAACUACUGGAUCAGAGUAUCAGUUCAGAAUAAAGGCUAAGAACAGAUAUGGUGUUGGACCUCCUAUUACUUCAGAGACAGUGGUGGCUGCCUAUCCAUUCAAAGUUCCUGGUCCUCCAGGUACUCCUAACGUUGUUGCAUUUACCAAAAACUCAAUAACAAUUGGCUGGAAUGAGCCUGUGAAUGAUGGUGGAAAUGAAGUCAUUGGCUACCAUGUUGAGAGGAAAGAAAGAACCAGCAUAAUGUGGUAUAGGAUUAGCAAGGGUCUUGUGAAAGGAAAUAUCUUUAAAUCCUCUGGACUUGAAGAUGGAGUUGCUUAUGAGUUUCGUGUCAUGGCUGAAAACAUGGCUGGAAUUGGUAAACCCAGCAAGGCCUCAGAACCGAUAUUGGCCUUGGACCCUGUUGACCCACCAGGUCAGCCUGUGCCAAUAUCUGUCAACAAGAAUGCCAUUACUAUUCAGUGGACAAAGCCUGAGUAUGAUGGUGGGUUCAAAAUCACCGGCUACAUUGUGGAGAAGAGAGAACCUCCUGCUGGUCGCUGGAUGAGAGCCAACUUUACCAACAUAAUUGAAACAACGUUCACUGUUAGUGGACUAACUCAAGAUGCCUCAUAUGAGUUCCGUAUCAUAGCCAGAAACUCAGCAGGUGCAGUGAGCAUACCUUCUGAGCCUUCAGAUCCUAUUAUCUGCAAAGAUGACAUUAUCGAACCACGCAUUAUGGUAGAUGCCAUCUUUAGGGAUGUUGUUCUACUAAAGGCAGGAGAGUCAUUCAAGCUUGAAGCUGAUAUUGCUGGUCAACCAACACCAUCUAUGGUUUGGACCAAGAAUGGAAAGGAGGUUGAGAAUACAAUGAAACUGGAAGUUAGGUUCACUGAACUGACAACUACUCUAACCAACAAGGACUCUAUAAGGCCAGAUGGAGGUGAAUUCAUUUUGACUGCCACUAAUGUUGGUGGAUUUGCAAAGCACAUUUUUAAUGUUAAAGUGCUUGACAGACCAGGACCACCAGUUGGACCUCUUAAGGUAACUGAUGUCACAGCUGAGACCUGUGCACUCUCCUGGGCUCCACCUGCAGAUGAUGGUGGUUCCAAGAUUGAAGGAUAUGUGAUUGAGAAGCGUGAAUCAAGCAGACUGGUUUGGACCAGUGUUAUUUCAGACCUCAAAGAUACACAAUACAAGGUUACUAAGCUGCUCAAAGGAAACGAAUACAUUUUCAGGGUAAUGGCAGUGAACAAAUAUGGAAUUGGUGAGUCGCUUGAAUCACAACCCACUAUUGCAGACAACCCAUAUGUGAUUCCAGAUCCUCCUGAGAAUGCUGAGGUGACAGCUAUCACUAAAGAUUCAAUGGUUGUCAUGUGGCAAGCACCUAAGAGUGAUGGUGGAACUCCCAUCACCACCUACCAUAUUGAAAGAAAAGAUAGAAUGGGCCUCCGUUGGGUCAAAUGUAACAAGAGGAAAGUCAAAGAUCUGCAGUUCAAGGCAACAGGUCUUGUUGUUGGACAUGAAUAUGAAUUCAGAAUUAUUGCUGAGAAUGCUGCCGGAUUGAGUAUACCAAGUGUGUCUAGUCCAUUCUACAAGGCCACUGAUGGACUAUACAAGCCUGAAGCUCCAUGCAACCCCAGAAUCUUGGAUACAACCAAGUCUUCAAUUACUGUGGCUUGGAACAAACCUGCAUUUGAUGGUGGCUGUGAAAUCAUGGGCUACAUUGUAGAAACAUGCAUCCCAUCUGAAAAGAAGGAAGAAGAGGAAUGGACCAUUGUGACACCCAAGGAAGGUCUUCCUGCUACCUCAUUCACCAUUGUUAACCUGAAGGAGAAUCAAGAGUACAAGAUUCACAUCUCUGCUGUCAAUAGUGAAGGAAUUGGAGAGGCAGCAUCUGUACCUGGUAAUCCAAAGGCAGAGGACAGGCUUCUCCCUCCUGAGAUUGAUUUGGAUGCUGAACUUCGGUCAGUUGUCAGGCUUAGAGCUUGCUGUUCACUUAGACUGUUUGUGCCUAUCAGAGGCAGACCACCCCCUCAGGUAAAAUGGACCAAAGGAGAUGGGGAGCCAGUUGAGAGGGGAAUCAUUGACAGCACAACAUCAUACACAUCACUGAUAAUUGAAAAUGUCAACCGAUUUGACAGUGGAAAGUAUAAUCUUACUGUUGAGAACAGCUCUGGCUCCAAGACAGUUACAGUACAAGUCAGUGUGCUUGAUACACCAAGUGCCCCACAGAAUCUGAAAAUUACUGCUGUGACAAAGGAUGCUGUGACUCUGACUUGGGAUCCACCAGUGAAUGAUGGUGGAGUUAAAAUUAAGAAUUAUGUUGUUGAAAAACGCGAGUCUACAAGAAAAGCAUAUGCCACAGUCAAUGCGCUCUGCUAUCAAACCACCUUCACUGUUGACCAGCUCCUGGAAGGAUGCAACUAUUACUUUAGAGUUUUAGCGGAGAAUGAGUAUGGCAUCGGCUUGCCCAUUGAGACUGGUGAAUCAGUUAAGGUGUCAGAGAAACCACAGCCUCCUGGCAAAAUCACUCUUAAGGAUGUUACCAAAAACAGUGUCACUCUCUCCUGGGAGAAGCCAGAGCAUGAUGGUGGCAGUAGAGUGGGCUGUUAUGUUGUUGAGAUCCUGCCUAAGGGUGCUGACAAGUGGACCCAAGCACUGAUCGUAAAAGAAACAGAAGCUACUAUUAGUGGACUAAAUGCAGGUGAAGAAUAUAUGUUCCGUGUUGCUGCAAGAAAUGAAAAAGGAACAAGUGAUCCACGUCAGAUUGGAGUUCCUGUGAUUGUAAAAGACCUUGUUAUUGCACCUGCUGUCAAAAUGUUGUUCAACACAUUUACUGUGUUGGCAGGAGAAGACUUGAAAGUGGAGGUUCCUUAUAUUGCACGCCCCAAAGCAACAGUUUCAUGGGUAAAGGAUGGUCUUCCUCUUAAGAGAACUAGCAGAGUAAACUUUGGUGCUACAGACACAAUGCUGAACCUCACUAUAAAUGAAGCUACUAAAGAUGAUGUUGGACACUACAUUAUUACUCUUACCAACACAGCAGGAGAGACUAAAGCAGAUAUUGGCAUUGUUGUUCUUGACAAACCUGGCCAACCAGGUGGUCCAGUUAAGGUAGAGGAAGUCACUUCUGACUGUGUUACCAUCUCCUGGAAUCCACCAGAGUAUGAUGGUGGUUGCACCAUCAAAAGCUAUAUUGUAGAAAAGAGAGACACAUCUACAACUGCCUGGAUGGUUGUAUCUUCCAACCUAGCAAGGACCAAAAUUAAGGCAGGCAGGCUGAAAACAGAUUCUGAGUAUCAGUUUAGAAUUACUGCAGAAAACAGAUAUGGAAAAGGCCCAGCUCUUCUAUCAGCAUGCAUUUUGGCUCAAUACCCAUAUAAACUCCCAGGCCCUCCAGGUACACCAUCCAUUGCAGUCUGCACCAAAGAUAGCAUGGUGGUCACCUGGAAUGAACCUGUCAUUGAUGGUGGAAGUUCUAUCUUGGGCUACCACCUUGAACGUAAAGAGAGGAACAGCAUCCUUUGGGUCAAACUAAACAAAUCUCUUAUUACAGACCAAACCUUUAAGACCACUGGCCUAGAACCAGGAAUGGAGUAUGAAUACAGAGUGUAUGCUGAAAACAUAGUUGGAACAGGCAAAGCAAGUAAAGUGUCGGAGGGCUAUAUUGCUAGAGAUCCUUGUGAUCCACCUGGCACCCCAGAGGCAAUAAAGAUUACUAAGGACUCAGUGACUAUUGUUUGGACCAAACCUGAGUAUGAUGGUGGUGCAAAGGUUACAGGCUACAUUGUGGAAAAGAAGGAGCUUCCAGAGGGUCGUUGGUUGAAGGCUAAUUUUACUAAUGUAAUUGAGACAGAAUAUUUAGCAAGUGGACUUGUGGAGGGCAAUCAAUAUGAGUUUCGUGUCAUUGCCAGAAAUGCUGCUGGUGUUUUCAGUAUUCCUUCUUACAGCACUGGUCCAAUUACUGCCAGAGAUGAGAUUGAGCCACCGAGCAUAAGCAUUGACCCAGAGUAUACACAGAAUAUUGUGGUCAGUGCUGGCGACAACUUCAAAAUUGAUGCAGAUGUUCAUGGAAAACCACUGCCCUCUAUCCACUGGAUGAAGGGAGAGCAGGAACUAGGCAACACAAUUCACAGGGAAAUCAAGAACACACCCACUAAAGCUUUUAUAUCUGUCAAAGAAGCUAAACUUUCUGAUGGAGGGCAAUACAUUUUGCUACUGAAAAAUCCUGGAGGAGAAAAGACUGUACAGCUCAAUGUUGUUGUUCUAGAUAAACCUGGAGAACCACAAGGGCCUCUUGUUGUCACAGGAAUAACCAAAGACAGAUGCUGCCUUGCAUGGAAACCACCAUUGCAGGAUGGUGGCAGCAAGAUCUGUCACUACAUUGUGGAGAGAAGAGAGACAAGCAGACUAAUCUGGACUGUAGUUGAACAAAAAGUGGAGAACAUUUGUCUAAAAGUUACUAAGCUCCUGGAGGGAAAUGAGUACAUCUUCAGAGUCCGUGCUGUCAACCAAUUUGGAGUAGGCGCACCACUUGAAUCUCCUGCUGUCAUAAUCAAGGAUCCAUACAUGCUACCUGGAUCGCCCAAGAACUUAGAAGUUUCAAAUAUUAAAAAGGAUUCAAUGGUGCUUACCUGGGAGGCUCCUUCUGAAGAUGGUGGCAGUCCUGUAACUGGAUACAUAAUUGAGAAGCAUGACAAAGAAGGCGUAAGAUGGACUAGGUGCAAUAGGCAAACAGUCACUGAUUUGAGUUUUAAGGUCAAAGGCCUUUUGGAAAGCCACAAUUAUGAAUUCAGAGUUGCAGCUGAGAAUUCUGUUGGAGUUGGUGAGCCAAGCUCCCCAACUGUUUUCUACAAAGCUCUUGAUCCUAUCUUUAGGCCUGGCCCACCACAUAACCCAAGAGUUACAGACACUACAAGAACAUCAGUAUUCCUGUCAUGGGGAAAACCCAUUUCUGAUGGAGGCUGUGAGAUUCAGGGAUACAUUGUUGAGUGCUGCUCUACUACUGCUGAAGCACCUGCAGCUGAAGGAGCUGCCACAGACACAGUUGUUGAAGAAUGGAUAAUGUGCACACCAGCUACAGGUGUUAAGAAGACUAAGUUUGAAGUUGCAAAUCUGAAAGAAAACCAGGCAUACAAGUUUAGAGUAUGUGCAAUCAACAAAGUAGGAGUUGGUGAGCAUGCUGAUGUCGCUGGAAUUGUUGUUGCUAAGGACAGAGCAGAUGAGCCAGACCUUGACAUUGACCCAGAACUAAGAAAAAUUGUUACCAUUAAAGCUGGUGCAUCCCUAAGACUCUUCAUUCCUAUCAAAGGCAGGCCCACACCUACUAUAAAGUGGGACAAAGAUGAAGCUCCCCUUAAAGAGAGUGCUCAGGUGGAGAUAACCAGCAGUUAUACAUUGCUUGUGAUUGAUAAAAUGAGCAGAAAUGACAGUGGAAAAUACACAGUCUCUGCAGAGAAUUCCAGUGGAACCAAAUCUGCAUUUGUUGUUGUCCGUGUCCUUGACACACCUAGUGCUCCUGUUAAUCUUAAAGUGAAAGAAAUUACAAACCAAUCAGUAACAUUGGAAUGGGAACCACCUCUGUUGGAUGGUGGAUCCAAGAUCAAAAACUACAUUGUUGAAAAAAGAGAAAGCACACGCAAAACAUUUGCAGCUGUUGUCACAAAUUGUCAUGCUCUUUCAUGGCAGAUCGAACCACUCCAGGAGGGCUGCAGUUACUACUUCCGUGUACUUGCAGAGAAUGCUUAUGGUGUUGGUCUGCCUGCAGCAACUGUUGAUCCUCUUAAGGUCUCAGAAGUGCCCCAGGCUCCAAAGAGUUUAAUUGUUACAGAUCAGACAAAAACAAGCAUCUCUCUGGCCUGGGAGAGGCCAGAAUAUGAUGGUGGUAGCAGGAUCAUGCAGUACUUGCUUGAGGUGCAGCUGAAGGGUCAAGAGAAAUGGUCUGGUGUAAACACUUUUAAGACAAUGGAAGCAACAGUCUCCAAUUUGAACCCAGGAGAGGAGUAUCUUUUCAGAAUUACAGCUGUCAAUGAUAAAGGGAAGAGUGACCCCAAAGUCCUUUCCGGGCCAGUGAUGACCAAAAACUUGGUCUUUGAGCCAGAUGUCCGUCCAGAAUUCAGCAGCUACAGUGUUCAUGUGGGCAAAGACAUUAACAUUGACAUUCCUGUCUUUGGACGUCCUAAACCUACCAUCACAUGGACUAAAGAUGGCGCUCCCUUGAAGUUUACUACAAGAGUCAAUAUUGUCAAUACACCAACACAUACAACACUAAGCAUAAAAGAGGCAGCAGGCGAUGAUGGUGGUAUGUACAGCAUAAAUGUUGCCAACUCAGCUGGAAAGAAGGACACAACAAUUGAAGUCAUUGUACUUGACAAACCUGGCCCUCCAUGUGGCCCUGUGAGAUUCGAUGAAAUCACAACACAGAGUGUCACUAUAUCAUGGGACCCACCAAAACACAAUGGUGGAUGCCAAAUUUCAAACUACGUUGUACAGAAAAGAGAUACGACUACUACAACAUGGGAGAAUGUUAGUAUCAACUGGGCCAGAACCACCAUAAAAGUAUCUAGACUAAAGACUGGAGCUGAGUACCAGUUCAGGAUCAUUGCCCAGAACCGUUAUGGUAAAAGCCAUGGUCUGGAUUCAUCUGCUGUAGUUGCUCAGUACCCAUACAGAGAGCCAGGCCCUCCAGGCACUCCUUUCAUCUCUUCUCUCUCUAGGGACCACCAAAUUGUUGAGUGGCAUGAACCUGUCACAGAUGGAGGCAGUCCUGUUCUUGGCUACCAUCUUGAAAGGAAAGAGAGGAAUAGUAUUCUCUGGGUCAAGAUCAACAAGACUCUCAUCCAUGAGACAAGUUUCAAGAGUUACCCCUUGGAGGAGGGUGUUGAAUAUGAAUACAGGGUUUAUGCUGAAAAUAUUGUUGGAAUUGGAAGGAGCAGCAAAGUCUCAGAGGGAUGUGUUGCCCGUGAUCCAUGUGAUCCUCCUGGAAUACCAGAGGCCAUCCAUGUGACCAAAGACACCAUUGUCAUUCAGUGGACUAAACCAGAAUAUGAUGGUGGAAGCAAUAUCACUGGCUAUAUUGUGGAAAAGCGUGAUCUGCCCGAGGGCAGGUGGGUAAAGGCAAAUUUUACUAAUGUGAUUGAGACCCAGUUUACAGUGACUGGUCUGACUGAAAAUGCACAGUAUGACUUUAGAGUCAUUGCUAAAAAUGCUGUUGGCACUGUCAGCAAACCAUCAUAUAACAGUGGACCUAUAACUGCAAGUGAUGCUGUGGAGGCACCAAAAUUCUCCAUUGAUCCUGCAUUCACUAAGACCAUUAUUGUCAAUGCUGGAGAGACAUUCAAGCUAGAUGCUGAUGUACGUGGCAAGCCGCUGCCAACAAUCCAGUGGUUCAAAGAUGACAAACCAGUUGAAAACACACUUCGACUAGAGAUCAGAAACACAGAAAACCAUGCAAUGAUUGUCAUUAAAGACUCCAUUAGAGUUGAUGGUGGAACUUAUACACUCCAGCUGACAAAUGAAGCUGGCAGUGAGACUGUUCCAUUUAAGGUUUUGGUACUGGAUAAACCUAGCCCAUGUGAAGGACCACUCCAUGUCACUGGAGUCGCUGAAGAUAGAUGCACACUGGUAUGGCACCCCCCUCUACAUGAUGGAGGUAGUCCUAUUACACAUUACAUCAUUGAAAGAAGGGAGACAAGUCGUCUAGCUUGGACUGUUGUUUCUAGCAACUGUGGCACCACAUGCUACAAAGUUACCAAAUUACUGGAAGGUGAUGAGUAUAUGUUCCGUGUAAUGGCAGUUAAUAGUCAUGGUGUAAGUGAGCCACUGGAGUCUGGUGCAGUAAUAAUGAAAACUCCAUUUGUUCUCCCUGGUCCACCUCACAUUGAGGAUGUAUCUAACAUUGCCCAUGAUGGUAUGACCAUCUCUUGGUCUGCCCCUGAGACUGAUGGUGGCAGUGAAAUUACAAAUUACAUAAUUGAGAAAAAGGAUAGAACCGGGAUCAAAUGGACCAGAUGCAACAGACAGAAGGUCACUGAUCUCUCAUUUAGAGUUACAGGCCUGACCACAGGCCAUGAGUAUGAAUUCAGAGUGGCUGCUGAGAACAUAGUUGGAGUGGGAGAGCCAAGCCUUGCAAGUUCAUACUACAAGGCCUGUGAUCCCAAGUACAAACCUGGAGCCCCAGGAUAUGUGCAUGUGAUUGACUCAACAAAGACUUCUAUUACUGUGUCAUGGGGUAAGCCUCUGUCUGAUGGUGGCAGUGUCAUUCAAGGAUAUAUUGUUGAAGUCUGCAAGGCUGAAGAGGAAGAAUGGACCAUGGUCACUCCUCCAACUGGCCUGCGUGUCAACAAAUAUGAAAUUACAAAGCUUACUGAGGGUCAGGAGUACAAGAUCCAAGUGUGUGCUCUGAACAAAUUGGGAGUUGGUGAGCCGGCAGUUCUCUCUGGAACAGCUAAGCCUGAAGAAAGGGUCGAACCACCUGAGAUCCACCUUGACUCUGAGCUGAGGAAGGGCAUUGUACUGAAAGCAGGCGGCUCUGUUAGAAUCAAUAUUCCAUUUAAGGGCAGACCAACACCUGAGAUAAAGUGGACUAAGGAUGACGGAAACCUGACUGAAAAACCAGUGGUCGAGAAAGCUCAUAAUUUCACACAGUUGUCUAUUGACUCAUGUGACAGAAGUGACUCAGGAAAAUACACCCUCACACUGACUAACAGCAGUGGCACCGUGUCUGAGGUUGUUUCAGUUAAAAUUCUGGAUGCCCCUGGGGCCCCACAGAACCUUGUUGUUAAAGAAAUCAGAAAGGACUCUGUCACUCUUGCUUGGGAUGCUCCAUUGAUUGAUGGAGGUGCCAAAAUCAAGAACUAUGUCAUUGACAAACGUGAAUCAACAAGAAAGGCAUAUGCAAAUGUGUCCACAAAAUGCACCAAAACAACAUUCAAAGUUGAGAACUUGAUUGAAGGUGCUAUGUACUACUUUAGGGUCAUGGCUGAGAAUGAAUAUGGAAUUGGGCCGGCUGUGGAAACAAAGACUGCCUCCAAGGCCUCUGAAGUACCACUGCCUGUUGGAAAGGCCUUCCUCACUGAUGUAACUAAGUCCAGUGUCUCACUGGCCUGGGAGAAACCUCAGCAGGAUGGAGGGAGCAGAAUUGCUGGCUAUCUAAUUGAGAUGCAACCUAAGGGUACAGAUAAGUGGGGAGUUGCAACAAAUACAAAAACAUGUGAAGGUACUGUCACAGGCCUUACAGCUGGAACAGAAUACCUAUUCCGCAUCAUUGCUUACAAUGAAAAGGGAAAGAGUGAGCCAAAAGCACUUGCUGCACCUGUGAUUGCCACUGACAUGACCAUGGAGCCCAGCAUCAAAAUUCCAUUCAACACUUACAGUGUAUUAGCUGGAAAGGAUCUAAAGUUAGAUUUUCCUGUUCUUGGCAAGCCAAAACCUAAAGUCACCUGGGCCAAGGAUGGUCAGCCUUUGAAGGUGACAUCAAGAAUGAAUAUAAAAUCCACUAAAACAACAACGGGAAUAGAAAUUACUGAGGCAUGCAAGGAGGACUUUGGCAAAUACACAAUUACAGCAGCCAACACCACUGGAACAACCGCAGAGGAUGUAUCUGUCAUUAUCCUCGACAAGCCUGGUCCACCAAAAGGGCCAAUCAAGAUUGUUGAAGUGAGCAACACCUUUGUCCACCUCUCCUGGGACCCCCCAGAGUACACCGGUGGAUGCCAAGUAAAGAAUUACAUAGUGGAAAAGAGAGACACAACCAGUACAACAUGGCAAACAGUCACCACUCAGCUAGCUAGAACAGCUUUUAAGGUCAGCAAGCUGAAGACAGGUUCAGAAUAUCAGUUCAGAAUCAUAGCUGAAAAUAGAUAUGGAAAGGGUGCGCCUCUGGAUUCCAAGGCCAUUGUGGUGCAAUAUCCAUUCAAACCACCGGGUCCUCCAGGAACACCACAUGUGAAAUCUGCAACUAAAGAAAUGAUGAUCAUUGAAUGGAAUGAGCCAGUCAAUGAUGGUGGAAGUCCAGUUAUUGGCUACCAUUUGGAAAGCAAGGAAAGAAGCAGCAUUCUAUGGAGCAAACUGAACAAGACUCUCAUCACAGACACACAAUUCAAGAUCGUUAACCUCGAGGAGGGUAUUGGAUAUGAAUUUAGAGUUUAUGCUGAAAAUAUUGUUGGCAUUGGCCGAUGUAGUAAAGUAUCAGAGUCCUUUGUUGCUCGCGACCCAUGUGAUCCUCCUGGUACCCCAGAAGCUGUAUCUAUUUCUAAGAACCAGAUCCGGAUUCAGUGGACUAAGCCUCAGUAUGAUGGUGGUAGCAAAGUGAAUGGAUAUAUUGUGGAAAGGAAAGACCUCGCCUCUCCUGAUGGACGCUGGGUAAGAGCUAACUUUACCAAUAUAGUUGAGACUGAGUACACUGUCACUGGUCUGACAGAAAAUGAGCAAUAUGAAUUUAGAGUUAUUGCAAGAAAUGCAGCUGGCAUCUUUAGCGAGCCAUCUGACAGCUCUGGACCUAUUACUGCUACUGAUGAAAUUGAACCACCAAGGGCCUCAAUGGAUCCUAAAUACAAAGAUGUUAUUGUUGUAAAUGCUGGAGAAAAUCUGCUUCUGGAUGCAGACAUCUAUGGAAAACCAAUUCCUGAGGUGCUCUGGCUGAAAGAGGGCAAGGAAAUGGACAAAGCCUUGCGCAUUGAAGUGAAAACUACACAGAAACGUGCAGCAAUGACGAUUAAGGAUGUAACCAAGCUUGAUAGUGGCCACUAUGACCUCACCCUCAAAAAUCUGGGUGGUACAAAAGUGUUCCCUAUCACAGUUAAAGUCCUUGAUAAACCAGGUCCACCCACUGGACCCAUGAAGAUUACUGGAGUCAUGGCCGACAGGUGCAUUCUUGCCUGGUCUGAGCCAGUUCUAGAUGGCGGAGCCAGUAUCACUCACUAUGUGCUGGAGAAGAGAGAGACUAGCAGGUUGUCCUGGACCGUGGCUGCAUCAGACAUCAAGGGUCUGUACCAUAAAGCAACAAAUUUGCUUCCUGGAGAUGAAUACAUUUUCAGAGUCAGAGCAGUGAACAAAUAUGGCAUUGGUGACUAUCUGGAAAGUGAACCCAUCAUUGCACGCAAUCCUUACAAGCCUCCUAGUGCUCCUGGAACUCCAGAAGCCAGUCUGAUCACAAAGGACUCUAUAGUUUUGUCGUGGACAGCUCCUGAACAGACUGGUGGAGCUGAAAUUGAAGGCUACCAUCUUGAAAAACGUGACAAAGACAGUGUACGGUGGACAAAAUGCAACAGACAAAAGCUUACAGACACUCAGUUUAAAGUCACAGGUCUGAUCACAGAUCACUUCUAUGAGUUCCGUGUUGCUUCUGAGAAUGAGGUUGGAAUGGGAGAUUUCAGUGAGCUGUCCCUGUUCUACAGGGCAUGUGAUGCCAUAAGACCACCUGGGCCUCCGCACCAUCCUAAAGUAACAGACUACACAAAGUCCUCUGUCUCUCUGUCUUGGGGCAAACCUGACUUUGAUGGCGGUGCUUAUAUCAAGGGAUACAUUGUUGAAAUGAGGGAGUAUACACCGGUACCUGAGUCAACAGAGGAGGCAGAGAUAGCACCAGCAGUAGAAGCACCAGUUGAAAAAGAAUGGACAAUGUUCACUCCACCCAGUGGCAUUCAAGCCACCAAAUUAACUAUAACAGACUUGAAGGAGGGUGGAGAGUACCAGUUCCGUGUCUCUGCAAUAAAUUCAGAAGGAGUGGGGGAGGCUGCUAAUGUCCAUGGCACAGUGGUUACUUCUGACAGGGCAGAAGCACCAGAGAUAGAACUUGAUGCUGAACUCAGAAAGGUUCUAUCUGUCCGUGCUGGUGGGACUCUACGCCUCUUUGUCACCAUCAGAGGAAGACCUGAGCCUGCUGUAAAAUGGGAGAAAGUUGAUGGUACCCUUACAGAGCGUGCUGUAAUUGAUACUACUAGUUCAUUCACCAUGCUUGUCAUUGACAAUGUUAAUCGCUUUGACAGUGGCAAAUACUCACUAACACUAGAAAACAGUAGUGGCAAAAAAUCUGCAAUUGUUGCAGUGAGAAUUUUGGAUACACCGAGUGCACCACAAAACUUUACCGUGAAGGAGCUAAAGAAGGAUUCAGUGACUCUUGCCUGGGAUAUUCCACUUACUGAUGGUGGCUCUAAAAUCACAAACUACAUCAUAGAGAAGAGAGAGUCUGUGAGGAAGGCCUAUGCUGCUGUCACCAGCAACUGUACAGCAAACUCAUUUAAGGUAGAAGACCUGCCAGAAGGUGGAAUUUUCUACUUCAGAAUCUGUGCUGUUAAUGAAUAUGGCCAAGGCCAGAUGGUUGAAACCAAAGAAGUAAAGGUUGCUGAGGUACCUUUGCCACCAAGCAAGGUUACCCUUGUAGAUUUGACCAAGACUAGUGUGUCACUGGCUUGGGAGAAACCUGCUCAUGAUGGUGGAUGCAAAGUAAUGUGCUACAAUGUAGAAUUUAAGCCUAAGAGUGGGGAUAAAUGGGGCACAGCAUGUACAGUUAAGGUACCGGAAGCAACUAUUCCUAAUUUAACUCCAAAUGAAGCUUAUUUAUUCAGAGUUGUUGCAAUCAAUGAGAAGGGGAAGAGUGAGCCAAAGGAUCUUGGCUUACCUGUGGUUGCAAAGGAUGUUGCUAUUGAACCAUCUAUCAACUUGCUGUUUACCACAUACACUGUGAAGGCUGGAGGUGACCUCACUUUUGAGGUUCCAAUAAGAGGCAGACCAAAGCCCGCUGUGUCCUGGAAGAAGGAUGGCCUUCCUUUGAAGCAAACCACAUCAGUUUCUAUCUUAAACACUGCAGCCUCAUCCAAAAUCAUUAUCAAAGAGGCUAAGAAGGAACAUGUUGGGAAGUAUGAAAUGACUUUGGCAAACACAGCAGGAACUGUUACAGCAGAUAUCGGAGUCAUUGUCCUUGAUAAGCCAGGUCCACCUAAAGGAAUUAAGGUGGAUGCAGUGACUUCAGACAGCAUCUCCCUUUCCUGGUCCCCACCAGAAUAUGAUGGUGGCUGCUCCAUCAGCAACUACAUUGUGGAGAAGAGAGACACAAACACACAGGAAUGGCAGAUGAUAGCAAGUAAUGUUGCUAGAACAGCUUUCAAAGCUGGCCGCCUUACACAUGGAGCAGAGUAUCAGUUUCGUAUUUAUGCAGUUAACCGCUAUGGAAAGAGUAGCUAUCUGGAUUCACCUGGAAUCACUGCUCAGUACAAUUUUAAACAGCCCGGACCUCCUUCUACACCCAUAGUGAAACUGGCCACCAAGUCUUAUAUGCUGGUGACUUGGAAUGAGCCAGUUAGUGAUGGUGGUAGUCCUGUUCUGGGCUACCACCUGGAGAGGAAGGAGCGUUCUAGCAUUCUUUGGACAAAGAUGAACAGAGGAAUGAUCAAAGAUACAGAGUACAAAGUCACUGGAAUUGAAGAGGGCAUGAUGUAUGAAUACCGUGUAUAUGCUGAAAAUAUUGCCGGUAUUGGUAAAUGUAGCAAGGCUUGUGAAGCUGUAGCAGCAAGAGAUCCAUGUGACCCUCCAGGUACACCCAUUAUCAUUGCAAUCACCAGAACAUCAGUCUCCUUAUCUUGGGAAAAACCAGAAUAUGAUGGUGGAGCAAAGGUUUCUGGUUACACAAUUGAACGCAGAGACCUUCCAGAAGGACGAUGGACAAGGUGCAACUUCACUAAUGUACCUGAGACCCAUUAUGAUGUGACAGGCCUUACAGAGAACAGCCAGUAUGAUUUCCGUGUCAUUGCAAAGAAUGCAGCUGGACUCUUUAGUAUACCAUCAGACAAUACUGGUCCCAUCACUAUUAAAGAUGAUGUGGAGCCACCACGCAUCAUGAUUGAUGUGAAGUUCAGAGAGACCGUGUUUGUGAAAGCCGGAGAAACUCUAAAGAUUAAUGCGGAUCUUGCGGGACGUCCUGCUCCUGUCAUUUCAUGGACCAAGAAUGGCAAAGAAAUCGAGCUAAGAGCUAGAAUUCAAAUUGUUUCAACAGACACCAGCACAUGUCUCACUAUAAAGGAUUGUAUCAGAAGAGAUUCUGGACAGUAUGCCCUGACUUUACAAAAUAUUGGUGGAACAGUUACCAUGCCAAUAAACUGUGUGAUUCUAGACAGGCCAGGACCCUCAGCAGGACCACUUCAGAUUACAGGUAUCACAGCAGCAGAGUGCACUCUGUCUUGGGGUCCACCUCAGGAAUCUGGUGGUGCAGACAUCACUCAUUAUGUUGUUGAAAAACGUGAGACCAGUCGGCUGUCAUGGACACUGGUGAAGGCAGAUGUCACAAAAACAUUCUUUAAAGUCACAGGCCUGCUCAAGGACAAUGACUAUAUCUUUAGGGUUCUUGCUGUUAACAAGCAUGGUGUUGGUGAAGCUCUGGAGAGUGAUGUUAUAAAGGUUACAGAUCCAUACACCUUUGCCACUGCUCCAGCUAGUGUUGAUGUCACUACUAUAACUGGAGACUCAAUGACCCUCACCUGGUGCAAGCCCGCCAAUGAUGGAGGCAGUCCCAUUACUGGAUAUGUGAUUGAGCGGCGUGAGAAAACAAGCAUGCGUUGGGUCCGUGUGAACAGAGAUCCAGUUCCUGAAUUUACCACAGUAGUAACCAAACUCCGCAAGGGUUGUGAAUAUGACUUCCGAGUUUAUGCUGAAAAUGCAGCUGGUUUGAGUCCACCGAGUGAACCAUCUGCAACAUUCAGAGCAGUAGAUCCUCUGGUCGUUCCUUCUCGACCAACCAAGCCAAAGAUUGUGAAUUCAACCAAAGACAGCGUGUCUAUUGUCUGGAAACCACCAACAGAUGAUGGUGGUGCUCCUAUCCUUGGAUACAGUGUAGAAUACAGAGACUACAUCCAGAAACCAGAGGAAGAGGAAGAAGAAGAAUAUGAGGAGGAAGAGGAGGUACUUGAGUCACCUGAAGAACUAGCAAGAUGGGUUGAGGCCAUCCCUCUUACAAAGAGCUUAGAAUUCACCAUCACUGGAUUGAAGACAGAUGCAGAAUAUGAAUUCUGUGUUAAAGCAAUCAAUAAAAUUGGCAACAGUGUGCAUAGUCCAUAUUCAAAUCCAUCUGCAGCAAAGGACAGAACUGCAGAACCAUCAUUUGAUGUUGACAUUGAGAUGCGUAAAGUGCUCUCUGUUAAGCAUGGUACAGCAUUUACUCUUAAUGUGCCAUUCAAGGGAAAUCCUUUGCCAUCAGUGACAUGGGCUAAGGAGGGUGUUGAUCUGAAAGUCAGAGGAACCAUUGAAUCAACAGAAUCCAGCACUUCAUUGACUAUUGAGAAGUCAACUAGAAAUGACUCUGGAGAAUACACUGUCACAAUUGAAUCACCACUGGGAAAAGCAACAUUGCCUGUGGUUGUCAAAGUACUUGACUCUCCAGGACCCCCAAUGAAUGUUAAAGUAUCUUCAGUGACCAGGGAUUCUGCAACCCUCACUUGGGAUCCUCCAGAGAAUGAUGGUGGUGAUGCAGUAAAGGCCUACCAUGUUGAAAAACGUGAGGCCAGUAAGAAAGCCUGGGUGUCUGUGACUGGCAACUGCCACACUCUGACUUACAAGGUGGAAGACCUACAGGAGGGAGCUAUCUAUUAUUUCAGAGUUAUUGGAGAAAAUGAGUAUGGAGUGGGUGUCCCUCAGGACGCUAAGGCUGGGACAAAGAUCACAGAGGUACCAAGUCCACCUAUGAAACUUGGAGUUGCAAAUGUUACCAAGGACAGUGUUACUAUUGCCUGGACCAGACCAGAAUAUGAUGGCGGAAGCAGAGUCACUGGUUAUCUUAUUGAUGCCCUGGAGAAAGGACAGACCAAAUGGGUGAAAUGUGCCACUGUGAGGACCAUGACUCACACAAUCAAGAGCCUUAGGGAAGGUGCUGAGUACUUUUUCAGAGUCCGUGCUGAGAACCAUGCUGGACUUAGUGAACCCAAGGAGAUGAUCGUUCCGGUUAUUGUCAAGGAAAUACACGAGGCUCCAGAGUUUGACCUAAAGAACUACCCCAAGAAUACAGUUUAUGUAAGAGCAGGAUCCAAUCUGACCUUUGAGAUUCCAUUAACUGGCAGGCCCAUGCCAAAGGUCACUGUUUCCAAGAACAAUAUUGUCAUUAAGGGAUCCAAGAGGCUGCUGACAGAAGUAACUCCAGAUAGUUUAAUCAUCACCCUAAAUGAAAGUGUUUCAGUGGAUGCUGGCAAAUAUGAAAUCACAGCCUCAAAUGCAGGAGGUACUACCAAGAUUUUCAUUAUCUUCGUUGUGCUGGACAGACCUGGACCUCCUGUUGGUCCAGUUCAGAUUGGAGAAGUUGGAGAGACCACAGUGUGUCUGAAAUGGACUCCUCCAGAGUACGAUGGUGGCAGUCCUGUUACGAAUUAUGUUGUUCUUAAACGUGAAACCAGCACUCCUGCCUGGGUAGAGGUGUCGACUACCAUUGCCAGAAGUGAAAUCAAGGUGACUAAGCUGACUAAAGGAGAGGAGUACCAGUUCAGAAUUAAGGCUGAGAAUCGUUAUGGUAUCAGUGAUCAUAUUGACAGCAAGCCGGUCAUGAUAAAGCUUCCAUACACUGUGCCUGGACCUCCAUCCACACCUUGGGUUAGCUAUGUAUCUAGAGAAAGUCUCACAGUCUGCUGGAAUGAGCCAGUAAAUGAUGGUGGAAACCCUGUGGUUGGAUACCAUCUCCAGAUGAAAGAGAGGACCAGCAUCCUUUGGCAGAAAAUCAAUAAGACCCCAAUCCCAGGAGACCAGUGGCGUGUCACAAACAUCUGCCCUGGUCUUAUCUAUGAAUUCAAGGUGGCAGCUGAAAAUUCUGCUGGUAUUGGGAAAAUGAGCAAAACAUCAGAAGAAGUGCUUGCUAUUGAUGCCUGUGAACCCCCGGCAAAUGUUCAUGUCACCGAAGUCACGAAGAACUCGGUCAGUCUGGCCUGGCAGAGGCCUCCAUAUGAUGGUGGCAGUAAGAUUACUGGUUACAGUGUAGAAAGGAGGGAGGCACCCAGCGGCAGAUGGGUGAAGGCCAACUUUACAAACAUCAUUGAGAUGGGUUUCACUGUAUCUGGACUGACCCAGGAUGAGUCUUAUGAGUUCAGAGUUUAUGCUAAGAAUGCAGUUGGGUCUGUCAGCAAUCCAUCUCUCAUUGCUGGACCAGUGACUUGUGUUGAUGCAUGUGGUGCCCCAGCUAUAGACCUUCCUCCAGAGUAUCUGGAUGUAGUUCAGUACAAAGCUGGAGCUACAGUUAAGCUCAGAGUAGGAAUUAUUGCCAAGCCUCUACCAACAAUUGAGUGGCUCAAGAAUGGAAAGGAGCUGGUAACAACCUCCACUGUGUCUGCUGAAAGCACAACGGACUCUUCUGCUGUUCUGAUCAAGGAUGCAACUCGCAAUGACACAGGUUCAUAUGAGAUCAAGAUUAAGAAUGUUCUGGGGUCAGCAUCUGCAACCAUCAGAACUGAAAUCCUAGACAAACCUGGACCCCCAGCUGGCAUUAUUAACUUCAACUCCAUCACAGCAGAAACAAUUAUGUUCAGCUGGGAACCUGUGCCUGAGUGUGACCAGGGAGGCUCCAAAGUCACCCACUACAUUGUUGAAAGACGUGAAACCAGUAGAGUGGUGUGGUCAACAGUUUCUGAAAGGUGUGAACAGACGUACAUUGCCAUUGGCAAGCUGGUCCGUGGAAAUGAGUAUGUAUUCCGUGUAAUGGGUGUUAACAAGUAUGGAGUUGGAGAACCACUGGAGUCAGAGCCUGUCAUCGCUAAGAAUGCCUUUGUAACUCCUGGGCAGCCUCAUACCCCUGAGGUGACCACCAUUACAAAGUCCACUAUGGUGGUGGAAUGGGGGAAACCAGGUGUGGAUGGAGGCAGUGCUGUGACAGGCUACUACCUGGAGAGACGAGACAAGAAGAGCUUGCGCUGGAUCAGAGUUUAUAAAGAACCUGUCACUGACACCAAACAGACAGUUUAUCACUUGACAGAAGGAAAUGAAUACCAGUAUCGUGUCUGUGCCAUUAACAAGGCCGGAGAGGGACCGUUUUCUGAUGCAUCAGACUAUUAUAAGGCUGCUGACCCAGUUGAUCCACCAGAUGAGCCUUGCAAGUUAAAGGUGGUGGACUCUACCAAGACUUCCAUCACUUUGGGCUGGUCCAAGCCAGAAUGGGAUGGAGGAAGUGAGGUCACAAGUUACAUGGUGGAAAAGCUUGUGGAGGGAGAAAAAGAAUGGGCUAUGAUUACCUCCAAAGGAGAGGUCAAAACAACAGAAUAUGUUGUCCACAAUUUAAAACCAAAUGUCAACUACUUCUUCAGAGUCUCUGCUGUCAAUUGUGCUGGUCGCGGAGAGCCUCUGGAGAUGACUGAACCAGUGCAGGCUAAGGACAUCCUGGAGGAGGCCCAGAUUGACUCUGAUGUUGCCAUGAGAACUCACUACAUUGUGAAGGCCGGCAAGGAUGUUGAGCUGUCUGUUCCAUUGAAGGGCAGACCUGCGCCCACUGCCUCUUGGAGCAAGGGAGAAGAAUGCAUUGACCACAAUCCCAAAUAUGAAUUCCACCAUUCAGACACAAGCACAGUCCUUGUUAUGCGUGAGGUGACCAAGCUUGAUACUGGAAAAUAUACAGUAAAGAUAGAGAAUGGUGUGGGUGAGCCCAAGACAGUGACUCUGUCUGUCAAAGUCCAAGACACCCCAGCUCAGUGCAGGAACCUGGUCCUGAAGGAGGUGACCCGUGGAAAGGUGACUCUCUGCUGGGAGGCCCCACUUCUUGAUGGCGGUGCAGAGAUUACUAACUAUGUUGUGGAGAAGAGAGACUCAUCCAAGAGAUCAUACUCUAUGGUGACAAACAAAUGCACAGACACAACAUACACCAUUGAAGAUCUUUCUGAAAAGACAUCCUUCUUCUUCCGUGUCUUAGCAGAGAAUGAGAAUGGUAUCGGUGAUCCAUGUGAAACACAUGAACCUGUUAAGGCUACAGAAACUCCAGGCCCAGUCAAGGAGGUUUCAAUGAAAGAUUCAUCAAAGACCUCCGUCACUCUCCAGUGGCUUAAGCCAGAUUACGAUGGUGGUAGUAUAAUCUCUGACUACAUUAUUGAGAAGAAGGUCAAGGAUGAAGAUUGGUCAUUAGGAGGAACAAGCAGACAGUGUGAGUUUGAGGUAAAGAAACUGAAGGAGCACUCAAACAUGUUCUUUAGAGUUGCUGCCAGGAAUGAGAAAGGACAUGGAGAUUUUGUUGAAAUUGGACCUAUCAAGGUCAUUGACUACAUUAUUACACCAGAGGCAGACCUUACAGAAUAUCCACAUGGUAGCCUCAGCAUUCGCCUGGGUCACAAUGUGCACAUUGAACUGCCAUACAAAGGCAAACCCAGACCUUCUGUUCUUUGGAUGAAGGACAACCUGCCGCUUAAAGAGAGUGAUCAAGUACGCUUCAAGACAACAGAAAACAAAGCCACCCUAAUGAUUAAGAAUGUGAAGAAGGACAAUGAGGGCAAAUACACCUUAACUCUUGACAACAAAGUGAACAGAAAAUCCUUCCACAUCCAUGUCAUCACACUGGGACCACCAUCAAAGCCUGUUGGACCUAUCCGACUGGAUGAAGUGAGAGCAGAGAGCAUUAUGAUCUCAUGGGAUGAACCAAAUGACUAUGGUGGUGGAGACAUAACUUGCUACACCGUGGAGAAACGUGAUACCUCCCAAAAGGACUGGAAGAUGGCCUCCUCCAGUGUACAGGAUACUCAAUUCAAAGUCACCAACCUUAUCAAAGGUGUCCAAUACCAGUUUAGAGUGUGUGCUGAAAAUAGGUAUGGUGUCAGCGAGCCUCUGCUUUCGCAAAUGGUUAUUGCCAAGCACCAAUUCAGACCACCAGGCCCACCAGGCAAGCCGAUUGUAUACAAUGUUACCAACGAUGGUAUGACCAUUCAAUGGGAGAAACCUAUCUAUGAUGGUGGCACCCCUAUUCAGGGCUAUCAUGUGGAGAAGAAGGAGAAGAAUAGCAUUAUGUGGCAAAAGGUGAACACUGUGUUGAUCAAAGAAACAGAUCACAGGAUUUUGGAGCUCAUUGAAGGCCUUGAAUACUCCUUUAGAGUCUAUGCACAGAAUGAUGCUGGGUUUAGCCGAAUGAGUGAUGAGAGCAAACCAAUCAUGGCCGUCAGUCCAGUUGAUCCUCCUGGCCAGCCUGAUUACACUGAUGUGACUAGUGACUCAGUGUCACUGAAAUGGGAUGCACCCAAACGUGAUGGCGGUAGCAAGAUUGUUGGAUACAAUAUCGAGAAACGCCAAGGACAUGGACGCUGGUUCAAGGCCAACUUGACUGAUGUGCACGACUGUCAGUAUACCGUCACUGGAUUGGCAACAAAUGAACGCUAUGAGUUUAGGGUCAUUGCCAGAAAUGCCAUGGGUGUUGUCAGUCCUCCAUCCAACUCUUCUGGCAUGAUUGUUGUCAGAAGUGAAAAUGCUCUUCCAAACAUUGAGUUUGGCCCAGAGUACUUUGAAGGUUUGACAGUCAAGGCAGGAGACAGCAUCAGGCUAAAGGUGACCAUCACUGGACGCCCAGUUCCCAAAGUUGUCUGGUUCCGAGAAGGUGUGGAGAUUACAAAAAAGAUGAUGGACAUUAUUACAGUUCCUGGAUCCAGCACCCUCUUUGUCAGGGAUGCUGAUCGUUCACACUGUGGGCUCUACACUGUGGAAGCUACCAAUGGGUCUGGAACCAAAAAGGAAAAAAUCCUUGUUCAAGUCCAAGAUACACCUGGCGAGCCUGUUGGACCAAUCACUUUCAGUAACAUCUCAGAGGGCAAGUGCAGUCUGUCUUGGAACCCACCAGAGAAAGAUGGUUGUUCUGAGAUUUCACAUUACAUCAUUGAGAAGCGUGAGACAGCCAAGAUUUCGUGGGCAUUGGUGUCUGAUGAAUGUAAGGAGUGCACCUUCCACGCAACCAAGCUCAUUAAGACUAAUGAGUAUCAAUUUAGGGUCUCUGCUGUUAACAAGUUUGGAGUUGGCAGACCUCUGGAAUCCAGUCCCAUCAUUGCACAGAUGCAAUACACCACUCCUGAUGCUCCAGGCACUCCUGAUGCAACUGAAGUUACGGGAGAGAGCAUCACCUUGUCCUGGACUCCUCCAAAAUCUGAUGGAGGAAGCCCGAUUCAUUAUUACAUCCUGGAAAAACGUGAAAAGAAGACUGUCCGGUUCUACAAGGUGAUCACCAAGAAGCCUAUUACUGACUGUGCACAUAGGGUCAUCAACCUGACAGAGGAUAUGGAAUACGAGUUCCGUGUUAUGGCUGUAAAUGAUGCUGGUGUUGGAACUCCUAGCAACAUCUCUUUACCCAUCAAAGCCGCUGAGCCAAAAGAUAUUCCUUGCGCUCCAUCAGUGGUCUGUGUUUCGGACUCCACCAGUACCUCCAUCAGUUUGGAAUGGACCAAGCCUGCUGACGAUGGAGGCAUGGAGAUUCUUGGCUACAUAAUUGAAAUGGUGAAGGGAGAAGAGGUGGAAUGGAAGAGAGUAAAUGAGGAGCUUGUAACUGAAACAAAUUAUGUGGUGACAGGUCUGCAGACAGGGGCUGAGUACAAAUUCCGUGUUGCAGCUGUCAAUCAUGUGGGUAGAGGUGAAGACAAGGAAAUUCCAGAGCCUGCUCAGGCAGUAGAUAGGCUAACAGUGCCACAGGUAGAUAUUGAUGCUGCCUUUAAGCAGACACACAUUGUCAAAGCGGGAGGUUCAGUGUGCUUGGGCAUCCACUUUAGAGGAAAGCCUAUUCCUACUGCCACUUGGGUGAAGGAGGAAGGAGAGCUCAGUGUCAUGUCAGAGGUAACAACUACUGAUGGUUACAGUUCUCUGAGCAUUGAAAACUGCUCUAGAAAUGAUACUGGCAAAUAUACUGUAAACCUAGAAAAUUCCAGUGGCAGCAAGGCUACUACAUUUGUUGUAAAAGUCAUGGACACUCCUGGACCUCCAGAGGCUGUUGCCUUUAUUGAGGUGACCAGAGGCUCAGUCACACUUAUGUGGAAAUCUCCUCUUAAUGAUGGCGGAGCCAGAAUCCAUCACUAUAUUGUUGAGAGGCGUGAGGCUAGCCGCCGCACUUGGCAGCAGUCCGGUAGCAAAUGCACACAGCACUACCUAAAGAUACAGGACCUGCUGGAAGGAGUGCCAUACUUCUUCAGAGUCUCAGCCGAGAACCAGCACGGUGUGGGUGAGGCAUUUGAGCUGACUGAGCCUGUCAUUGCCACUGCAGCACCAUCAGCUCCAAAGAGACUGGAUAUCCUCGACACCACCGACAACUCUGUGUCACUAGGCUGGCUGAAACCAGAGCAUGAUGGCGGUAGUCGCAUUCAGUGUUACGUCAUUGAAGCUAGGCCAAAAGGUACAGACAAAUGGGUAGUUGUUGGCAACACCAAAAAUCUGACCUAUGCUGUUGAAAAGCUCAACAAGGGUGAUGAAUAUGACUUCUGUGUGAAGGCUAAGAAUGAAGCUGGUUAUAGCAAGCCCAAGGAAACUCUGGCUCCUGUGCUGGUCAAAGAGCCUCACAUUGAACCUGCUGCUGACCUCAGUGAAAUCACCAACCAGCUCAUCACAUGCAGGUCUGGAAGCACUUUCACCAUCGAUGUUCCAGUCAGUGGCAGACCUGCUCCUAAGGCCACCUGGAAGUUGGAAGAAAUGAGACUGAAAAACACAGACAGAGUCUCAAUCAAAGUUUCUAAGGACAGAACCAGUAUCUCAGUUAAGGAGGCCAUGAGAGGAGAUGGUGGGAAAUACCAUCUGACUCUGGAGAAUGUGUCAGGAACCAGAACGUUUACUAUUGAAGUUAAUGUCACAGGCAGACCCAGUCCUCCAAGUGGACCAAUAGAAAUCUCAUCAAUUACUUCUGAGUCCUGUGUUGUUAACUGGCAUCCACCAGAAGAUGAUGGUGGCACUGACAUCACCAACUACAUCGUAGAGAAGCGUGAAUCUGGCUCAACAGCCUGGCAGCUCAUCAACUCCAGCGUGAAGCGCACCUCUCUCCACGUCAGUAACCUGACCAAAUACAUGCAGUACACAUUCAGGGUCUCUGCAGAAAACAGAUUUGGUGUCAGCAAGUCCACUGAGUCUGAGACUAUUGUCGCUGAGCAUCCUUACACACCUGCAGGUCCACCGACAAAGCCUAUAAUCUUUAAUGUCACUGCUAAUACAAUGACACUGCAAUGGGAGGAGCCCUACCAUGAUGGUGGAAGCAAGGUGACUGGUUACUGGAUUGAGAAGAAGGAAAGGAACAAUAUCCUGUGGGUGAGGGAGAACAAGAUCCCUUGCUUUGAGUGCUCUUACAAGGUGGAAGGUCUGGUGGAAGGCCUGGAAUAUCAGUUCAGGGUUUAUGCCAUGAACAGUGCUGGACUGAGCAAAGCUAGUGAGGCCUCAAAGGGAGCAGUUGCUCAAAACCCUGUUGAUCCACCGGGUAAGCCUGAAGUCACCAACGUAACAAGGACCACAGUAUCCCUGAAGUGGUCGUCUCCACUGUAUGACGGUGGCAGUCCAAUUGUGGGCUACAUCAUUGAACGCAAGCCAUACACGUUGACUGGCGAGGGCCGCUGGCUGAAGUGUAACUACACCAACGUGACUGACAACUUCUAUACUGUUACUGCGCUGGGAGAGGGAGAGCCCUACGAGUUCAGGGUUAUUGCCAAGAAUGCCAACCAGGUCUUCAGCAGACCCUCUGAGUCCACCGGCUCCGUGCAGUGCAAAACUGACUUUGAGCCUCCAAAGGCCCAGCUUGACAGCAAGCUGCUCUCUGAAACUGUGAUGGUCCGGGCUGGUUCAGACCUGGUUCUGGAUGCUGCAGUGGGUGGAAGACCUGAUCCUAAGGCUUCUUGGUCCAAGGGUAGCAGAGAGCUGGACUUAUGUGAAAAGUACCACUUGCAGUAUACCCCGACUAGAGCCAUGGCCAUCAUCAAAUUCUGUGACAGAGAUGACACUGGAAAAUACAUCCUCACAGUCAGGAACGUAAGUGGAACCAAAACUGCAGAGGUCAAUGUCAAAGUGCUUGACACACCUGGAGUUUGUGAGGGCAGCAUUGAGAUCAGUAAGAUAACAGAGGAAUCCUGCACUCUGAGCUGGAAGCCUCCUCUUGAAGAUGGUGGUGAUGACGUCUCUCACUACAUUGUGGAGAGGCGUGACACAAACAGACUUAACUGGGUAAUAAUGCAUGCCGAAUGCAAGGAACUGACCUGCAACAUCACCGGGCUGAUGAAAAACACAGAGUACCUGUUCAGGGUGCGGGGAGUCAACAAGUACGGUCCUGGAGUCUAUCUCCAGUCAGAGCCCAUGGUCGCCAGAAACACCUUUACUGUGCCAUCUCCUCCUGGUGCUCCAGAGAUCCUGGCAUCAGGAAAGGACUUUGCCACCAUUGAGUGGCUGAAACCAGAGAGCGAUGGAGGUAGCCCAUUAAUCCAUUACUUAGUUGAGAGACAUGAGAGAAAGAGUGCUCGCUGGGUGAAGGUGAAUAGGGAUGGUGCUCACUUAGACACCAUGCUGAAGGUGUCCAGUUUGACUGAAGGCAACAUCUACCAGUUCAGAGUGACGGCCAUCAACAAGGCUGGAGAAAGUGAGCCCAGCGAGGUUUCUCUAUAUGUUGUCUGCAGAGUGCCAACAUGUACACCUGCUCCUCCUUCUAUUCCUCGUAUCACUGACACACACGCUGACAGCAUCAGCCUGGCCUGGUCCCGACCCGUAGAGGAUGGAGGAGCUGAUGUGAUUGGCUAUAUUCUAGAGAUGAAGGAAGUGGGAGCAGAAGAAUGGAAGAAGGCCCAUGAAAAGACCCUGCGUACCACAGAGUAUGUAGUAACUGGACUUUCGGCAGGCAAGAAGUACUGCUUCAGAGUGGCCGGCAUUAACAUUAAUGGUACAGGAGACUUCAGUGACCCAUGUGCUGAGACCGAGCCAGUGGAGAGAAUUGAAACUCCUGACUUCGAGCUCCACGAUGACCUUAAGAAGACUAUCUGCUUGCGGGCCAGUGGCUCCCUUCGCUUAUUUGUUCGUGUCACUGGUCGUCCUGCUCCUACAAUAACGUGGAGCAAGCCUGGUGUUGACCUCCACAACAGAGGCUUCAUUGAGGUCACCAGCACUUCCACCACUCUCAUUAUUGACAAAGUCAACCGCUACGAUGCUGGCAGGUACACUCUGGUGGCGGAGAACUCUGCCGGGAAACAGGAAGUCAGCAUUUUGGUCAAGGUUUAUGAUACUCCUGGACCAACUGGGCCAAUCAAAAUGAAGGAACUGACCAAGGAGUCUGCAACCAUCUCUUGGGAUGCUCCAACUGUGGAUGGCGGUGCUCCUGUCAACAACUACAUCAUUGAGAGGCGUGAAGCGUCCAUGAGAGCCUACAAGACAGUCACAGCCAAGUGCAGUAAAACAUCUUACAAGAUCGAUGGCCUGAUGGAGGGCAUGAUGUAUUAUUUCCGUGUUCUCCCUGAGAACAUCUAUGGUAUUGGAGAGCCUUGUGAGACACCAGAUGUCAUCCUGGUUUGCGAGGUGCCUCUGCCACCACAAAAAUUGGAAGUGAUCGAUGUCACCAAGAGCACUGUCACCCUGGGCUGGGAGAAACCGGAACACGAUGGUGGCAGCAGACUGAUAGGUUAUGUCAUUGAAGCCUGCAAGUUUGGUACCGACAAAUGGAUGAAGGUGGCUACAUUGAAGCUCACAGACUUUGAGCACACCAUUGAGAAGCUGAAUGAGAAGGAGCAGUACUUGUUCAGAAUCAGAGCCAUCAACAGCCGAGGAGCCAGUGAACCCAAAGAACUUGUUGCAGCUGUCACUGUACAGGAACAGAGAGUAAUGCCAGUAGUGGACUUCUCUGGUAUUCCUCAGAAGGUUGUCAAUGUGCUGGCUGGCAAGACCCUGGAUCUGGACCUGCCUGUCAUCGGCAGACCUCCUCCUGUUUGCUCCUGGUACUUUGGUGACAACAAGAUAAAAAUCACAGACCGUGUCAAGAUCAAGAGUACUGGCAAGUUCACCAAACUGACGAUGUCUGACACCACCAUCGAUGACACUGGUGACUACACACUGGAGGUGAAGAAUGCUGUUGGUGUCAUCACUGAGUUCAUCAAAGUCGUCAUUCUCUCUAAACCUGAUGAGCCAAAGGGACCCAUCAGGUUUGACGAGAUUGAUGCCACCACCGUCACUUGCAGUUGGGAUCCUCCAAUCAGAGAUGGUGGAGCUCCCAUCAGUGGCUAUGUGGUGGAGCAGCGUGAUGCCCACAGACCUGGUUGGGUGCCUGUCUCUGACUCUGUCAGCCGACCAAUGUUUAAAUUUGAUAACCUGAUCGAGGGAGAUGAGUAUGUCUUCCGUGCAGCUGCUGUGAAUCGUUACGGCACUGGAGAAUUCCUGCAGUCUGAGAUUGUCACCUGCAGAAGCAUGAAGAAUGUUCCUGGACCACCUGGCCGUCCAGUUGUUUUCGAUGUUUCUCGUGAUGGUAUGACUGUGGCUUGGGAGCCGCCAGAUGAGGAUGGUGGCCUUGAAGUUUCUGGUUACAUCAUUGAACGGAAAGAAGUCAGGGCUGAUAGAUGGGUGCGUGCUAACAAGAACCCUGUAACCAUGACUAGAUACCGGUCUACUGAGCUGAUCGAGGGUCUUGAGUACGAACACAGAAUCACUGCCAUCAAUGCCAGAGGACUUAGCAAGCCAAGUCUGCCAUCUAAACCAGCAGUGGCAACAGAUCCCAUUGAUCCACCUGGCUGUCCUCAGAAUCCAAGGAUCACUGAUACCACAAAGUCCUCUGUGUCACUGGCUUGGAGUCCUCCUGAUGAUGAGGGAGACGCUAGGGUAGAUGGUUACCUGAUUGAGAUGCAGAAGGUGGGCACUAUGGCCUGGAUCAAAUGCAACACCACACCAUCUCUAAUUUGUGAGUACACACUGACCAACAUGCCACAAGGAGAGCAGUUCAAAUUCCGUGUGAUGGCCUGCAAUGCUGGUGGCUCUGGAGAGCCCGCUGAAGUGCCUGGAACAGUUACUGUGACUGAGAUGCUUGAAUCUCCUGAAUAUGACCUGGAGCUGAAAUACAAAGAUCUGUACGUGGUCCGCUACGGAGGAGUGCUUAGAUUAUCUGUACCCAUUAAAGGUAAACCUCAGCCAACCUGCAAGUGGUCAAAGGAUGGCGGUUUAGUGUCUGCCAGGGCUAUGAUUGCCUCCACUGAAGAUGCCAGUGAGCUUGUAAUCAAGGGAGCUGAGAGGAGUGACUCUGGUGUCUAUGAUCUCCUGCUGGAGAAUAAGGUUGGCAAGAAGAAAGUCCAAAUCAAGGUGAAGGUCAUUGGCAGGCCAAGUGCUCCAGAGGGACCAAUAGUCUUUGAGGAGAUUCAGGCCAACUCUGUCAGGCUCUCCUGGAAGGCACCUAUUGAUGACGGUGGCUCAGAAAUCCUUGGUUAUAUUGUGGAAAGACGUGAGGCAACCAGAAAUGCCUGGUAUACUGUAGACUGUAGAGUGACUGAAACUCAGUUGCUUGUUAAGGGCCUGAAGGAGGGAAAAGAGUAUCACUUCAAGGUCACAGCUGAAAACUCAUUUGGUAUCAGUGCAUCCCUGAAGUCUGAACAGCCAAUGGUACCCAUGACUCCUCUCUGUUCCCCUGAGCCUUCAACUACCCCACCAGAGAUUAUGGAUGUCACCAAGAGCUCAGUGGCACUUGCAUGGUCCAGACCAAAGGAUGAUGGAGGAUCUGCUAUCACUGGUUACUUUGUUGAGUACAAGGUGGUGUCUGCUGAAACAUGGUCCCGUCAUGAGGCCAAGAUAACCUCCACCAUGUUUACUCUACCUGGACUCACCCCAGAUACGGACUACCAGUUCCGCAUUGUUGCUGUCAAUGACAUAGGCGAGAGUGAGGCAGGUCCUGUGUCGGACCCAGUCACAUGCAAAGAUCCAUUCGACAAGCCCAGUCAACCAGGUGAAAUUGACACAGUGAACGUGAGUAACAACUUCAUCACAAUCCGCUGGCAAGCUCCGGAGUGUGAUGGUGGAAAGGAGGUCCUGGGCUAUUGGGUGGAAUACAGGAAGUCCACAGAGAGCACCUGGAAAAAGUGUAACAAGGAGAGACUUAAGGAAAAGGAGUUCACGGCACGUGGACUAGCUGAGGCCACAGAAUAUGAAUUCAGGGUGUUUGCUGAGAAUGAGACGGGAAUGAGCAGGCCUCGUAGGACUGCCACAUGUAUCAAAACCAAGCUGACUUCUGAAACUAAACCAAGCCUGAGAAAAGAAAUGGAUGAAGUAACUGCCAAACUUGGCCAGCCUGCAGUUAUGAAGUGCCAGAUUAUUGGAAGACCUGUUCCUGAAAUAAAGUGGUAUCAUGCAGGCAAGGAAAUUAUCGAGUCUCGCAAGUACGAGAUGAGCUCUGACGGCCGCAACCACUCCCUGUCAAUUAUGACUGACCAGCAGGAAGAUGAAGGCGAAUACACCUGCAAGGCCAUCAAUGACGCUGGAGAAGCAGAGACCACAGGCAUGUUGGUUUUGGAGGCGGCGCCAUCAUUCCACCCUGACUACCCACUGAAGGAAGUCCAUUUUGCUGGCCUUGGAACUACUCUGCGUAUCCAUGCUGUUUACAUUGGCCGUCCUGAGCCAAAGAUCAUGUGGCUGCAUGGGGCAAAGACUCUGGAAAACACAGAAGACAUAAGCAUUGAGACCACUGAGCACUACACACAUCUGGUCAUCAAGAACGUGCAGCGCAGAGUCCAUGGAGGCAAAUACAGAAUAAGACUGCACAACCACUUUGGCCGAGCUGACACCGCAUUCAGUGUUGAAAUCUACGACAAACCUGAUAUACCUCAGGGUCCCAUUGUUCUGGAUGCCCUGCUGAAGAACUCAGUGAUCAUCAGCUGGAAGCCUCCCAAAGAUGACGGUGGCUGCAUGAUUACAAACUAUAUUGUGGAGAAGCGUGAGGACAGGGAGGGCUCAGAGUGGGAACUGGUGUCGUCAUCCAUCAAUGGCACAUCCUGCCGUGUGCCCAACCUCAUCGAGAGUGCUGGAUACUUCUUCCGGGUCUAUGCCCAGAAUCGCUAUGGCAACAGCGAGCCACUGGAGCUAACUUGCCCGAUCCUCAUCAAGAGUCAGCUGGAGAGACCAUCGCCACCUCUAUCACCAGUUGUUUCUGGAAUUACUAAGGAUUCCUGCGUGGUUUCCUGGAAACCUCCUCUCAGUGAUGGUGGAUCCAAGAUCAAGAGCUACUACCUGGAGAAGAAGAACAAAAAGGACAAGCGGGAAUGGACUGAAUGGACUCCAGUGACCACAGAUGAAAUCAAACAAACAGUCUUUUCUGUGAAGCGCCUGACCGAGGGUGUUGACUACAUCUUCCGUGUCAAAUGCGAGAAUCUUGGAGGGCAAAGUGACUAUAGCGAGGAGACCACUCCCAUCAUUCCAGCCGCAGCUGUCGAGAUCCGUGCUCCUGCCUUUAAGGAGGAGCUGAGGAACAUGAGUGUCAAGUACAAGAGCAAUGCUACCCUUGUCUGUAAGAUUACAGGACAGCCCAAGCCUGUAAUUAAAUGGUUCAGACGAGGAAAAGAGGUCCAUUCUGAUGGAAAGAAGAUCAAGAUCCAGGAGUUUAAGGGAGGUUACCACCAGCUGGUCAUCACAGAGGCUGACGAGGAAGACUCCACUGUUUACCAAAUUAGGGCCACCAACCAGGGAGGCUCCAUCUGUGCCACUGUCUCUCUGGAUGUUGAAGUUCCUGCCAAGAUCAACCUGCCAAAGAAUCUGAAGGACAAGGAAGCCAUCCCUGCCCUGCGUGGAGAGGUGGUUAAUAUCAAGAUUCCUUUCAGUGGAAAACCAGAUCCUGUCAUCACAUGGCAAAAAGGACAAGAUCUAAUUGACAGCAAUGGACACUACCAGGUCAUUGUCACCAGAUCAUUCACUUCUUUGGUGUUUCCCAAUGGAGUGGAGAAGAAGGACGCUGGUUUUUACAUCGUCUGUGCCAAGAACAGAUUUGGCAUUGACCAGCAAACAGUUGAGCUGGAUGUAGCUGAUGUGCCUGAUCCUCCACGUGGUGUCAAAGCCAGUGAUGUUUCGAGAGACUCUGUGACACUGAACUGGGUGGCACCAGCAAAUGAUGGUGGCAGUAAGGUCAUCAGCUAUAUCAUUGAGAAGUGCCCCACCACAGCUGAGAGGUGGCAGCGUGUUGCCCAGUCCCGUGACACCCAUUACACAGUUACCAAUCUGUUUGGCGGAACGAGCUAUCAGUUCAGAAUUAUUGCUGAAAACAAGUUUGGACAGAGUGCCCCAUCUGAGUCAAGCGGACCUGUCAUGACAAAAGAGGACAAAUCCCGAGUUCUGCUCUAUGACAGGGAGGUUGAUGAUACAGGAUAUGUCCCCAGGAGCAAGGCUCCACACUCUGAUGCCAAGAAUCUGCACAACAAAUUUGCCAUUGCAGAGGAAUUGGGCAGAGGGCAGUUCGGCAUUGUCCACCGCUGUGUUGAAAUUAGCUCUGAAAAGACUUACAUGGCUAAAUUUGUCAAAGUGAGAGGUGCUGAUCAGACAUUAGUAAAGAAAGAAAUUGCAACACUGAAUUUGGCCAGACAUGCCAAUUACCUUCUCCUCCACGAGUCCUUCGACAGCCCGGAGGAGCUGGUGAUGAUCUAUGAUUUCAUCUCAGGUGUUGACAUAUUUGAGCGCCUCAGUAUAGCAGAGUUUGAACUUAAUGAGCGUGAAAUUGUUAACUACAUCAGGCAAGUCUGCUCAGCUCUUGAGUUCCUUCACACUCAGAGUUAUGGACACUUUGAUAUCAGACCUGAGAAUAUUAUAUACACUACUAGAACCAGCUCGAAUGUGAAGAUUAUUGAGCUGGGACAGUCCAGACACCUGACUCCUGGAGACCAAAUCAAGAUUCAAUAUACCACAGCAGAGUAUGCUGCCCCUGAGAUCCACCAGUGUGACAUGGUUAGCACAGUCACUGACAUGUGGUCAGUUGGUGUUCUCGCCUAUGUGCUUCUCAGUGGCCUUAAUCCAUUCACAGCUGAAACCAACCAACAGACGAUCGACAACAUUUCCAGUGCAGCCUACAGCUAUGAUGAUGAAUCCUUCAAGCAAGUCAGUGUCGAAGCACUAGAUUUCACAGACCGCUUAAUGACAAAGGAGCGUAAGCAUCGGAUGACUGCAGCUGAGGCACUGGCACAUCCUUGGCUCACCAAACCUGCAGAGGAGAUCAGUGCCAGAGCAAUCCCAACUGGCAGGCACAAGAGAUACUGCCAGACAAUGGUGAAGAAAGAGUGGAACACUGUUGUCUCUGGUGCCCGUGUGGCUAGCGGGGGUUCCAUUAGGUCUCAGCGUGGCGUCUUUGUUGCUAAGGUGAAAAUUGCACCAUUUGAACAUGGUCCUCUUGCAGGGCAGAUUGGCCACGCAGUGGUGAAUGAGGGUGACAACGUGAAGUUCAUUUGCAACAUUGACAACUAUGAUAGCACUACUGAAGUAACAUGGUACUGUGGUGUCAAGCAACUUGAAGCUAGUGACAAGUAUGAAAUUGAAUAUGAAGAUGGUCUGGCAGUAAUCACCAUCAAUAAGCUCACAAGAGCGGAUGAUGGCACGUACAGAUGCAAGGUUGUAAAUGAGUAUGGUGAGGACAGUGCCUAUGCGGAGCUGUUUAUCAGCAGUGUUAGGUCUUACCGCGAUUUCUUCACUGCCCGUGUGGUUAAGAGAACAAAGCGCAGAGUAGAUACUGCCAGAAUGCUUCAGAAGCCACCAGAGUUUACACUUCCUCUGGUCAACCAUACAGCUUAUAUGGGUGAGGAUGUGCGCUUUGGUGUUACCAUUACUGUGCACCCUGAACCUCGUGUCAUCUGGCACAAAUCUGGACAAAAGCUUAUCCCUGGACAUGAUGACAAGAAAUACACUUUCAUCAGUGACAAGGGCUUGUACCAGCUGAUUAUCCACAAUGUGGAGACCGAAGAUGAUGCAGAGUACAGUGUUGUGGCCCGUAACAGGUAUGGGGAUGACAGCUGCAAGGCUCGUCUCACUGUUGUUCCUCGACCUAAACCAGCAGAUCUCACCCUGAGGCCCAUGUUUAAACGUGUGCUUGCAAAUAUCGAUUGUAAGGAGGGCCAGAACAUACGUUUCGAGAUCAGAGUAUCUGGUCGUCCAUCACUGAAAUGGGAGAAGGAUGGCACGCCUUUAGCCUUUGGACCAUCCAUCGAGGUUGUCCAUGAGGGCCUGGAUUAUUACAUUCUUCAUGUGAAGGACACUCUUCCUGAGGAUUCUGGUGUGUACAGAGUUACUGCUACCAACUCUGCUGGAUCCGCCAGUUGCCAGGCCACACUGAAAGUGGAGCGCACCACUCAUGUAAAGAAGGAAUAUGAGCCUAGUGAAAAGGAGAAGCAAAAGAUUGCCGGAAAGGAAGAAUUAGACAAAAAAGUUAGGCUCUCUCAGAUUUUGGCUGGCACUGUUGUCACCCCUCUACCACCUGCAGCAGUAGAAGCUGUCAGGGAAGCCGCCACCAUGUUUAAACCUGCUGUUACAACUAAGAAGGGUGAGAAGACUGAAGCUGAGAUACAGAAAGAGCAAGAGGAGAGGAAGAAGAGAGCAGAUGAGAAGAGACUGCGUAUGCCCUAUGUUGUCCCCACACCUCGUAUCGUUAACCCAGCUGUUCUUGAAGAAGAUGUAGAAAUAAAACACUUCAAACCUCUUUCUGACAUGAAAUGGUAUAAGAAAUUGCGGGAUCAGUAUGAAUUCCCUGAGCCAAUGGAGAAAAUCCCACAGAAAAGGAUGAAGCGUAUCCGUCUGUCCCGGUGGGAGCAGUUCUAUGAGGUACCAAUCAGGAUUAAGGACCAAUAUAAGCCAAAGUGGCGCUUUUCAUCUAUGACUCAGGAUGACUUGGAGACUGUGAGGCCAGCAAGGCAUCGCACUCCUUCUCCUGAGAUGGAGACCUACCACAGAAUCAGGAGGAGGUCUCUAGGUGACCUGUCAGAUGAGGAGCUGCUGCUUCCUGUGAAUGAGUAUCUGUCCAUGAAGAGAACUGAGGAGGAGAGGCUUCGUCUGGAGGAAGAACUGGAGCUUGGCUACUCCGCUUCUCCACCUAGCCUUAGUCCAGUUCACUUUGAGUUGUCUGCCCUGCGUCCCUCAUCUCCUAGAAGGGUCUACGGUGAAGAUGAAGAGGAGGAAGAAGUUCACAGAUAUGAUUCCUACAGAAUUCCAUCCAAAUAUGAGGCUGGCCCAAGUUUUGUUGAUCUCCGCCAGCGUCAUGACAAAACAACUUAUAAACCUCCAAGGCAAAAGCAGAGGGUGUAUGAAGAAAGAGAGGACCAGGAGCUGCUGCGGCCACACACGACUGCUCAGAGAAUCACCUCUUACAAGAGUGAACUCAAACGAAUGGAGUUUGAGGAGAAGACACGAAUCUCACAAAAGGAAAGCACUGUUGCUGUUUCAAGAAUCUCUGAAGUCACAGAAUCUGAGCACCUGACAGCUUUUACCUCAGAAUAUAUCCCUAAACCAAUCAAAAAGCUCCCAGAGCCCGUGAGGAAAAGAUCCCCUACCCCAGAAAAGGCUGUCAAGACAGAUGUGACACUCCCUAAGGUUGACUUCAUGUCCAGGUAUGAGGAGAGAAAGCAGGCUCUGAGAUCAGAGAGAAGAUCUGUAGAGAGAAAGGUUGAGGUGGUGACACAAGCACCCUUCAGCCUUGACCAUCCCCCACGCAUUACUGUCAGGAUGCGAUCUCAUCGUGUUCCUUAUUGGUCCAACACAAGAUUUACCCUGAAUAUCCAGGCCAAACCUGAACCUGAGGUCAAGUGGUUCCACAAUGGAAAACAAAUCCAUUUGAGCAGCAAAUAUACCAUGACCAACAUCAGUGGAGUCCUGACUCUCCAGAUCAUCAACUGUAUGACUGAAGAUUCUGGCACCUACCGUGUGGUUUGCAAGAAUGCCAAAGGAGAGACUUCUGACUAUGCCACACUAGAUGUAGCAGAUGAAUACGCUGCCUUCUCUUCACUUCGCAAAGAUGAGGAGCCUCCAUCUGCCCAUCUGCCAGAGAUGACCAAAACAGAGGUAUAUCACGUCUCAUCCUCUAAAACAUUAGUAACGGAAGCUGUAACUGAGACUGUGAAGGAGACCACUACUGUUGUUGAGAAGCCAAAGGAGAAGCCCAGUGUCCCUGCCAAAAUUCUGACUAAGCCACAGUCCCUCACUUUAGAGGAGGGACACACUGCCAGAUUUGAAUGUGAUGUGGAUGGUGAACCAGCACCUUCUAUAAGCUGGCUGCGUGAAGGAGCAGUUGUUGCUCCCUCUGCCCGACACCACAUUGUGUCUACUCAGUACAACUCCUCCUUUGAGAUCUCCUCUGUUGAGAUGUCAGAUGAAGGCAGCUACACUCUCUUAGUCGAAAACGCUGGAGGCAAACAAGAAGCCCAUUUCACCCUGACCAUCCGGAAGUCUGAGUCAAAGGAGAAAGUGGUUGCCCCUCCCAGAGUAACUUCUCCAGAGGCUAAAUCCCCUCUUGCAAAGUCCCCUGAACCGGUCAAAUCUCCCCAGAGGGUGAAAUCCCCUGAGCCAGUCAAGUCACCACAGAGAGUGAAGUCUCCAGUCUCACCAAAAUCCCCAACACCAAAAUCUCCAACACCAAAAUCCCCAACCCCAAAAUCUCCUACUCCCAAAUCCCCAGUCACAUCUCAGAAGGAAGAAGCGAUUUCUCCAAUCAAGCCAAAGAGAGUGAUGUCACCGCCUCUCGGAAAGAAGCCGUCCUUCUCUGUUGGGCUGAGUGACAUCACAGCGUACUCUGAUUCUGUUGUGAAGCUGUCAGUAAAGUUGACAGGAGAGCCCACACCUACAAUCUCGUGGAUGAAGGAUGGAAAGGUUUUGUCUCAAGGUGGAAAGUAUGAAUUAUUUGAGGAUUCUGGCUCCGCUCAUCUCGAGAUCUAUGAAUUGGAGGCCUCUGAUAGUGGGGUGUACAAGUGCACUGCUACAAACAGCACUGGAGCAGUUUCAACUAUGUGUACUGUCAGUGUACAAGGCUCAAAGAGCUCCAAAACAAAAGCUGAAAUCUCUGAGGACGUUGUAAAAAGAGAAAUGAUCCAUGAAGAAAUCUCGUCUUCUGUAAAGGAGGUGAAGACCUCCCACAGCCAGAUGUCGAUCACAGAGGGCCAGUCUCUAACACUGAGGGCGAGCGUCCCUGGUGCCUCUGACGUCAGAUGGAUCCUAAACGGGGUUGAACUGACCAACUCGGAGCAGUACAGAUAUGGAGUAUCUGGAAGUGACCACACCCUAACCAUCAGGACGGUGACUGAGCAUGAGCAGGGGAUCCUCACGUGUGAGGCGCAAACACAGCGAGGACUGGUCCGCUGUCAGUUUAACACCACGGUCACCACCAAGCGAUCAGACGCGCCUCAUUUUCUGGUGCAGCCCAGGUCCCAGAAUGUUAAUGAAGGACAAAAUGUGAAAUUCAUGUGUGAAAUUGCAGGAGAGCCUUCUCCUGAAGUGGAGUGGUUGAAAGACAACAUGAUUAUAUCUGUCACAUCAAACUUGAAACUGAGCCACUCUAAGAAUGUGUAUACUCUGGAGAUACGUGAAGCCACAGUUGCAGACAGUGGGAAAUACACAGUAAAGGCCAAAAAUCAGUUUGGACAGUGCUCUGCAACUGCGUCCCUCAACGUCUUCACUCUUGUUGAAGAACCGACAAAAAUUAUAAUCGCAGAACAAAGAGCUUCUACUGACACUGCAGCGAGCAUGCAGAAAAGAUUCAUGGCCUCCUCAGUUCACAUGGAAGCAGCUUCCAUGCAGGCCAGCAGUGUCAGCAGCAGCUCCCGCUCUGCUGCUGCCGGGUUUUCAUUUGAGAGCAUGUCUGCGACUAGCAUGUCAGCCACGAUGGCCGAGUCGGUGGUUUCCAUGAGCUCCAGGAGCACGAUGAUGGAAAUGUCUGCUCAUACGCAUGCCGAGUCCUCAUCUUCACUGAAGGCCCUCACCACGGGGAUUAAAAGAGGCACUCCACCAAAGGUCGAAGCUCUUCCAGAGGACGUGUGCGCAGAGCCGGGGAAGUCUCUAACCGUAGUGGGGAUGUUCUCCGGAGACCCCACACCCUCUGUCAAGUGGGUCCGCUCAGGUCGGACGCUCCCCAAUGGGGAUGAGCGAUACCACGUGGAGAAUACCACUGACCUCUCCACCCUCGUGAUCUCUGCAGUGAAGGAGGCUGAUGCCGGAGCGUACACCCUCAGACUGUCCAACGAGCUCGGCUCCGACUCUGCAACCGUCAACAUUCGCAUUCGGUCCAUGUAAAAAGGAAGACAAAGUCAAUUCACGUCCCCCGUUUCCCUCAUCCAGAACCUCUUUAUUUAGUGACGCAGCACCAAUAAUCCUACUUGAUAAAGAUCUGGAUUUCUGUUCUUGUAAAUAUGAACUAUUUUUGACAUUAAUUUAUGCCAAACUAGACUAAAGUCUAAAGUUGUUAUAAAAUGUGCCAUAUUGGACAGUUAUGACUUAGGAUUUUUGAGAGACGUUUCUGUGACAUGUACAUAAUGUAUAUAGCCGAAUUUAACGGUUAUGGGAAAUGUAUGCAUUGUUAUUUAUGACAAUAUAAUA
Messenger RNA from Neolamprologus brichardi, 89605 nucleotides. The record is from RefSeq and is a predicted model, not a curated record. NCBI's taxonomy places the organism in Eukaryota, Metazoa, Chordata, Actinopteri, Cichliformes, Cichlidae.